GUGAAUUUCUGGCGGUAUUAGGAUUACCUGCUGAGCUAUUUGAAUGUCAGGAGGGAUUUGACCGCCUCAUAAAUCCACGCAGUAAAAAUCAAUAAACAACAAUUUUGCACUAUAGCAACAAAAGAAACUCUGCGGCUCCCUCUAUGCAUCAUGAAGGUCUCCUCUGUUUACAAAGUUGCCUUAUUGAACAAGGAUUGUAUUGACACAUAUAGGCCUACAACUUGAUCACUGUGGGUCUUCAACGCAGAGGAUUUAGACCACUGGGAUCUUGCAGGAAGGAAAUUUGUCAUGGAUGUUACAGGGAGACCUCCCCUGAACACACACACUCUCUCUCUCUCUUUCUCUCUCUCUCUCUCUCUCUCUCUCUCUCUCUCUCUCUCUCUCUCUCUCUUACACACACACACACACACACUCACAGAUACUCACAGUUGUCCGAUUUAGCUUGUUUUAUGAACUGGAUGGGUGGGCGUGCAUGCGCUCCAGUCACGAGCAAAGGAAAGGGAAAUCAUUGUAAAUCCCAUUCAGUGCCUUGUGCAUCCUUUGGAUAAAACGAGAGGAGAAAAGAGACACUUUUCCCCCCCUCAGCUUUCGGCUCUGUGGUCUCUGUGCAGAGUACAGACAGGCAUCGAUUAGCCGAGGUUCACCUGAGUUGUUUCUCCCCCAUCCGCGGACAUUAAACCUCUCCACCUCUCCCCCUGUCUCUGGCAACUCUUCUUUAGGAGGAACACCGCUCAGGCUUGUGCGCUUCUGGACCGGAGAUCUGGAGAUGAAGACAGAUUUCACGUUUUUCUGUCGGACUUGGAUUGGAAUAGCGUACGCCUCAGGUGAGUAGACUUCUGGAGAGGGUUUGAAACUUUGGAGCGCAAAACUUUUAUAUGGAGGGAAAAGGUUUGUGAGAGACAUAAACUUUGAGUAAAUAAUUUAUGCGAGGUUGUCUGAACUUUAAUCUUUAGACGGCUCAAAGUUUUAUUUGCGCAAGUCUGGGCUGGAUCCUGAAUGCGAACUAUUGCUUUGUUUUCUAUAGAUGUAAAGACAGUGCUACACAACUCUGAAUAGAAGAACGAAAAAGACGCUCCAGCUACUUUCCAGCUACUUUCCAGCUACUUUCUACUUUACAUCACUUACUUUUGCAUUGCGCACGGAAUUUCUUACGUUAACAGCUGGCCUUAAACGCACCACAUAUCUACUCCUUUAAUACUGAAAAUUUAACUUUCAUGCAUCUCACUCACUUUGGGAUUGGUUUAAUAAGAACCUCUGUGAGGGGUCUCUCGUCUUCAUGCAGAUAGGCACUAGAGGGAGGCAUAUUGUUGUUGUCUUUUGUAAAUAUGCAGUUUUUAAUUAAUGAUAACCCAAAUCAGGUGCAGAAAAAAAGAUCAGAUUGUAUGGCACAGUAUUUCUAUAUUUGUGUCUUUACAUCAAAGUGAAUGUACAGUAUGUAGGUCAGAAUUUGGAGGAGGCAAAGUGGGAGGAGAGCUGACUGAUAUACAGGCUACAGGACUGACAUGAUGAAGAGGAGGAGGAGGUGUAGGAGGAGUUUGGUGGGUGUCAGAUCUCCUCUUAUCUCUUUUGUUCCAUGUUAUCUUAUAGUUGUAAAAAUGUCACUCAUAUGCAGUUCAAACUAACCUUCUUGAAGUGCGUCAUCUUUAAAUGGUGUCGUCUGCUUCCACUCACUGUCUUUUUCACCACAUGUUGCAGUGAGGCCAGGGGUGCGUCCACGUCUUUUGAUUGUGGUGGUACUGGCUUAUGGGGGGGCAUGAAGUAUCUACUCCACUAACUAGUAUCAUAAGGAUGUUGUCCUCAUGGACUUUGAACAUUUUAGUCUUAAAGUCAAUUUUUUAGCGCAUAAGAAUUUUUAUUUUUUGUCCAAAUUCACAUGUUAAAGCACUUAAAAAGUAGCAAGAAAACACACCAGGGCUUGACACUUACUUUUUUCACAAGGAGCUCAUGUGAGUUGAAAAAAUAAGGAGCACACAUGCCAUGUCAAUUGGUCACAUGACAUGGAAGCUACUUGAAGUAAAGGUUCGAAAUUUGCCUUUACAUAUAACACAAAAAGUUUUUAGAGGACAUAUUUGGGAAAUAAAGAGGUGUGUUUAUUGUCCGACCUUAGUACUAUUAUUUGAAAUAAAUUUUAGAUCAAUUGGUCGCAUGACAUGGAAGCUAUUGUAGGAAAACAGCCUUUUCCUGAGAACAUCAACCGGUAAUUUAUUGAUGGUCCCUUAUUCGAUACCAGACAUUGACAGCAAGGGUGCCUAGUAGAUUUAACCGCGCUGCUGUUGCCGUUCCCGGUUAUGGAGAGUGAGAGGACACUGGUAGAUCCACAGUGAAUGUCCGUCAAAUACCCAACCUAAAACUAACUUCGCCAUGGUAUUUACAUGAAAAAAACAUUUUUUCCCCCUAAAUACAUUUUACAGUUCGCACACAUCCAUUUUAAGUCACAAAUGCGAGUGAAAUGGUUGCACUGUCAAGCCCUUCACAUGCUCAAACGUAAACUCAAUGGAAACAUUUCAAUACCUAAAUGCUAUGAUAAAUACAUUUUUUACAGAAUUUUUAAAGAAAGCCACAAGCAACCUGUUGCAACAUAAGAAACAGUAAACUAAAGUCCAACCUCUGCCAAUGAAAGACAUCUGGUACUCUCAUAACAACAGGAUCCUAGUCACUUGUCAGACUCUGUUCCUCUGUUGACCCCCAAGUGGUGGUAUAAAAUACCUAACAACAGACUUAUAAUCAGAUGAACACAGCAUGCGAUGUAGCAAAUAGCAUAAAAAAGAUAGACAGACAGCACUAUGCUAAGGAAAGAAACAUCCUUUUACCAGUGAGUGCCAUAUUUGCAGUUUUUUCUUCUUGUUUUAAGGAAAAUACAUCAUUCGCUUCAUAUCAAACGGUCGUGGUAGCAUAUUCCUCAAACCCUCCAGCGGCAGAAGCUGCCAUCUUGGUUGUUUACAAACAUGAAGAUGUGGCGCUUCAGUGUUGUCAUGUGAAAUAAAGGACUGUGGUUGGGUUGAUAUAUCUGACACCAAGGGGAAAGCUUUUAAAAUAUGUUUCCAGACCAACUUGCCAGGCGACAACUCAUCAACACUAAUAAUGUUUUUAUGAAUUAAAAAAAUAAUAAUAACAUCCUGUGUGUUGCCACCAUCACUGCAUUAUCUUCAGUUGAGCUUAAAGCUGUUUUUCCUCUGAUGUACAGUGUUUGAACUUGUUAAUUUAAUACUAUCAUUGUAAAUGUAAUAUUAUCAAGGAAAAGCAACCAAUCAUACUUUAGGAUUCAGGGGCUGAUGAUUAGAUUUCAGAGGGGCCUAUGCCACCCCAGACACCUCAUUGGACACACCCCUGACUGAGACCAUGGACUCAUAAAGCCCACAUACAUUGUUAUAGUUGAACUAUUUUACAACACACACUCAAUCCGAGGCCUUGUGAUUGACUGUGCUGGCUGGGAGAAUCUGGCAAAUGUUGUUUGCAGUUUUUUUGUGCCAGUGAUUUGAUAUGUAUAUAUGAGAUGUUUAUCAUUGUUCACUGCUGAACAGCUGUUCAUAAAGAACAGGGAAGACUUUUGUGAGGGGAUGUCCACAUAUGGUCGCUUGAAUCAUGUCUUCCAGUGUGGAGGGGUGUCUCUCGUUCCAGUGUGGGGUGAGGCACAUACAUUUGUUGGAAUGAAAAGACAGUGCAUCAGACAGGAAGGAGGACUUGGGGCAUCACAAAAUACACUCCAAGAGAGAGGGGAGCCUUCUGCUACAGUGAAUUUUAUUGAUUUCAGCUUUUCUAGCUGGCCUUUACAGAGUCUGGUGCAUUUUCUUCCCUCCUGUCCAUCUACCAUGUGUACCUUGGUAAUAUGCAGCUGAUGUCCCUCUCAGCUCUUCUGCUGAAAGGUUUUUUUGCAGCUCUUUUAGUUCAAGCUAACAGGGUCUCCAUCUUUCUCAUUUAGGGCUGGAAACACAAUAAAGAGACAGUGUAUCUCAGGGCUCUCCUGGAGGCUGACAGAACCAUCAGCUUCGUCCUAGAGACACAUUUAUCAAUUAUAGCCUCACAGUGUGCACCUGAGAGACGGAGUGUGACAUUAAGGCGGAGAAGUGUGAAGCCGGGGACCAAACUCAGGCUCAAGGCUGCAGCUUUUUGCACCUCAGACUUCAAUAUUUUUACUAUUGGUGAUGCAUAAGAGAAAAUGCACAGAGAUAUUCUUACAGCCGUGUUAACUAAGAGUUUGGUUUCAGUCUUUACUUCCUCUCAUGGAUUCAGAACAUUGAAACAAAGAUUGAAAAGAUGGACCUUGAACAUGUUGAUUUCAAAUGUUUGUGUUAAAUCAUUAUAACUUUGUAAAGUUUUGAUCUCCCUGCUUAACCACUUAAUUGCUUUGAUAAAACUUCAGAAUGUCUGACCUUAAAAAAAAGUCGAGGCAAAGUCUGGUGUUAGUAUGAUGAGAGCCCUAGCCUCCCAUUAUUCUGAUCUGUGGGGCAGACUUGAGGCCGAGCAGGUUGUGGACCUGCCAGCUCAGAAGUCAUUGUCAUUUCACGGCGAGAGGAUAUAAUUUACACAGCAGCUGCAUGGAGGAGCAGUAAGAUCUCACCCCGGACUUUUUCUACCAUCUUCCUGUCACGCUCUGACUCUGGUUAGAAUUAUGAUGCUUCCAAAACAUUUAUUUCACAGCUACAGAGAUUCUUAUAUGAAAAAGAUAUGUCAUUGCCACUCUGCAGAUAUAGAAUACGAUUGAAUGCAUGAAUGAAUGGAUCAUAAAUUACUGAUUGCGUCUUUUCCCCUUGAUUCCCUUGAUUUUCUCACAGCAUAAUUGGCUUUUGAAAUCCUUUCCAGUAAAAAAAAACCACAUAUAAAAGCAGUGAAUCAUUUUUCUCUCAUAAAGCUGAGCCCCAGAGCUCAAUGAUCCUUGGCUUACUCGGUCUUGGGUGCUGAGUGUUGAUAUUGCUUUUAGCUUAGUGUUUUCAGUUCGCAUACCUUCACUUGAUCAGAUCAUCCCAGAAAUCUGACUCUCAACUUUUGGUAUUAUUCUAGUCACCCACUUAAGGAGGUUGAGUUGUUUUAGCCAGCAGUAUCCCUCUAUUUUCUCAGAGCUGAUCUCAGAUUCAAACCCCAGUACUCAGAGGGACGGACCCUCUGUGUCCGUCUUUGAAUAUCUCAUUCUCCUCUGAGAGAGGAAUUCCAUCUUUGCGGCUUCAUGUGGGAAGUUCUCUGCAGUAAAGUCCAAAUAAAUAAGGAGUCGAAGCCUCACUCAUCACUGGCAUGGAGUAGCGAGGCCCCAGGGGCAUUAGGAUGUCUGGUCACUCACUUUCUCAUCAUGCUAAAGCACCAACACCCCAAAUAUGACUGGAGCUGAGAGAUAAGCUCUUUCAACAGCAGGAAUCUGCGGCAAAAGCCAAAUAUGUGUCUAAGUUGGUGUUAGAUAGUUGAUGAAAAACAUCUGUGGUGUUUUUGUUUUUAUAUUCUGACCCAUGUGUGGUUUUCUGUGCCCAGUUUGUAGCCAAGCUGGCUGCACGGCCUCAGUCAUAGCAAUGCUGGUCAGGUUGUUGUUUCAGCACUCUGGGGUUGACUGAAAUACCUCACCAGGAGGAUCGGUAUCAAAUUAUGAACUCACAUUCAUGCCUCCGUAAGGGUCUGUGAUGACUACAUUAUUCAAAUGAACAAUGAACACGUUUCCUUAAAAGGUUUAGCUAGUAAAAGAAUUUAGAAAACAUUGUUGUAAUGUAAGUGUUUGUUCAAAAUGUGAGCCUUAUGUCUACAGGAGGGGUGAGCAAGGGAGAAUUACACUCUGCUGCUAUUAAUCACUAAACUUUCCAAUUGCAACUCACUCUACCUUCAAAGUACUGAUAAAAUGUCACUGAUCAGAUUUCUCUAAAAUCUGCAGUUUCUUGAGUGUUCAUUUGUGGCUGGUUCAUAAGAAAUCAGGGGACCGAGGAGGCUAACAGCUUGCUCCUCUUACUUCUUGCCAAGUUGAUGGAAAGUAGGUUGAGUCAGUACUUUGAUUGUGGUGACUGUCAAUAUUGGGCCCAAAAACUCUGCCUCAGAAACCAGUGAGUGGUGUCUCCACAUCCAUUUUUUAUUCUUUUGAUGACCUUAAACCUCUGUUGUAACUAAGUACAGCCUAAGAGAGUUGCUAACUCUUCUUUAGCCCCACACUCUGCUAAACAAAAUUGUUUUUUGCACCGCACAACAUCAGUUUUUUUCUGAAUUGCAAUCUGAAUUAAGUUGGACAAAGACCUAAAAAUGGACAGCCAUACAACCAUAACUUUUAUUGGACCAGCUUCAGAGGGUGAAGAGGGAGGAUGUUCCCAGCGCUAAUGAACCAUUUUAAUGGACCACACUGACAGCUUUAGACUGUUCUGAUGGCAGAGCUCUUUAAAUGCUCCUUUUAGUGUUCAACUCGCCAUAUGAAACAUGUUUGAACAAUUAUUGCCCCCCUAAUUAUGGCCCUCGACAACUCCCCAACCCUUUUCCAGAUCAAUUGGACUGUUGUCUUUCACAGCCAAAGUCAGACCUGCCAAUAAAAGCAUGAAUUGCACAAUAAAACCAAUGGUCAGUCCUUAAAGAUGUUUGUUAGAAUCAAUUCAGCGUCCCUGCUGUGCAAUAAAAUGUCAGCCACAGCACUCUUCAAUUUGGCUCAAGAAAAAUACAUUUUUCUCAGCUUGAAACGCCACAGUUGGAUUGAUUUUCAUACCAAGCAGGUUUAACCCGUUGACUUUUUGUCUUGUUCACUCAGGCUUGAGUUUCAAACUGCAACUUGUAGCUCACAAAGAAUGUCAAAAAUCAAUCUCACUGCUGCUGUGUGUGCCAAGGAUAAGAACCAUGGUGCAACAUCAUAGGUUUAACCAACCCAUGAUGAGGGCCCCUUUACUGUAGAGGUUAUUGCAUGUGAAGCUGUUAUUCAGGGGGACUGCUUCUUAUUUUUCUGUUCGGCUUAAAACCUGGCUAGCUGAGCUAGGAUGUUAAAGACAUGCAGAUGGUUUUGCCAACUCAUUAGAGAGUCCAUGAUAAUUAGGGGUUUUUGAACGCAUGGAUCCAAAGACUCAAUUUAGCAUCAAAAUGACUCAUUAAUGUGAGGCUAAUUACACAAAAUUCUGAACCGCUAUCUGCCAUGUAGAGGACAGUAAUUGUACGUUGUGUUGAUAGGCAGUGGAAAGAAAACACUUUUUGGCAUCCAUUGCUUUUUAUGGAGGAUCAUUUGACACGUUUUUUGACAGCAGAAACUGGAUCCUGGGUUGCGCUGGGUGUUGGAUGGAUACUACAACCCGCCAGUGCUCAUGUUGCUAAGAAACAAGCAUCAUUUUGAACACUCGUCAGCUUUACGACGGCCACCUUGCUGUUGUGUUAAAAUUUCUAUUCAUGAAGGCAGAUGUUGUGUGUAGGGCUGUGACUGUCUGAGCAGCAUUUUGUCACUAAUUCCUUUUGCUUCGUCAUUGGAGGUCGCUUGAGGUUCAUGGGAAAGAGUCCAUUGGCAGAGUCUGAGGAAAUUGCCAGCUUCCCUCCCUUAAGGCAUCCAGGACUAUAAUUGUUGACCUGACACUCCCUACUUUGCCCUUGUUUACUACACCAGCUUAAGCUGUGGCGGGGAUUUAGCACACUAGGUCAUCUGAGCUAGUAAUAAAGGCUUGUUUGUUGUCUGAAUCUCCAUGAAUUAGGUAACAAGUGCGGUAACAGGGCUCCCUCAAAGUUUGGCCCCCGAGCAGUCACAGCGUGAGUUUUAGGGGUGUGCAUGCCAUCACAGUAGGUCUGCUAAGCUUUGGCAUUUGGUUACUCUGAGAUGUCUUAGAUGUUUCUCAACGGUAUUCCAUUGGCAGGAUUCAGGACAAAGCAUUUAUCAGAAUCUGCUUGGGAAAACCAGCGUAGGAAAUGAUUUCUCAGUGAUAAAAAUGAUGACCAGUAAAAAAGAAUAACUCUCCAAAGAGGAAGAGCUUGAGUUGUCCGGUGUGCCUGUGGGGCAGGUACAGGAAGAUUUAGUCAGGGACGGAGGUUUUAAACAUAGGAAGCUGGCCCAGAUGGCCUGUCUUUGCAUCCUUAAUUUUCUCACCCCUCCUCUAGCAGGAUGUUGGAAAGGCUGAACUCCCCCAAUAGUGGAGAGGACAGGGACGUUUUGGAUGUCAUCCUUCUUCUUAGUAACAAUGAAAUCAAAGCUGUGCUGCCAGUCAGGCCGUCGCCUCGCCUGGCCUUGUGUCCAGAUGACACAGGAAGUGGACUUUAUUUCUUUCAGAGCAAGACAGAGUAUGUUUGAGCCCAAGGCAGAGCAGCUCUACAUCCAGAGAGCAGGUCUGUUUAGUGGCCUGUAUGGCCUCUUGUCCGUCACCGGACACACACAGCUAUUCAAGAGUGCCUUAGCCUUGGCCUUGAGCCAGAUACUGUGUCACUGAAAUAAUUGUGGCUGCACUGUCAUUGGCUUGUUGCUGUUUAAUGUGAAAACCCUAUGGAAACUGAGGAACUAAGGUCAUGAUAAAGAAUACCUGGGUAUUUUUUUUAACCAUUUUUAACAGCAGCUCAUGUAACCAAAAAUCUUCAGCACAAGUACACAAAAUGCAAUUUCCACAUCUGUGAAAACUCUGUGAAGACCCCCAUGUUGCAUCCUUUUUGCCAAAAUGAGACUCUUAGAAAAGCUGUAUUUGUUGACAUGACAUUUCUCUUUUCCUGUUCCUGUCAUGUGACUGAUCAGAGACAAAAAGUACAGAGGGGCGAGGAAACACUAACGGCAACAUCUCCCUCACCGUCCAUGAAAAAGGGAAGUGGGACAAGAGCAAACAUGAUAAAGAAAACAGGAAAUUUGCUUGCAAUGAAAAAAACGCUCUGCCGCCUUUCACACGAGCGUAGAAUGGGCCAUGUGUCGUAGCUCCCAUCUUCAGACUCACCUUUGAUGCUUUCCACUUCUGCUUGCCUUGGAUCUGUCUGCUUGUCAGAGAAGCUUUACGUUUCAACUGGCUUAUAGAACUGUAUGGCAGCUGCGUUUGCAUGUAUGAUUCAUCUCAAGUCAGCAGGUGUCCUCUGUAGGAUGCAGAGUCCGGUUACAGUUACCCUGAAUGUGACAAAACCACCAGAGAAAUAGAGAGCUCAGCAUAGGGGAAAAUAAAAGAAUCCCGUGCAAAAGCAGUAAAAAAAAAAAAAAAAAAAAAAGGUAAAAAAAAUUACUGCAGCUUCUUUAGUGGUGUACUCCCACAUACUUAAGCAAUUCGACUGUUCAUUUUUAAAAGACUCUAUCUAAUAUUGCUGCUUCUUGAAUUCUGCUGAACUGCAUUGAGAUGUUAACUUUUAUUUCCUCUUGAUUCUUGUGUGUAGCUCAUGUCACAUCGUAGCAGCGUUUCAUACACCGCCUGUUCACACAUAUCUCAUCAAGUGAGCUAUGAAGACAGACAGAGGGUGGAUUGGGAAGCAGCUUUUGUUUUAUUUAUGUGAUUUUCAAACAAAUAGGCUUUACAAGAGAAGUUCCUUAAUUUGGUGCUUUCAUUGUGUUGUUUUUUUGCUGACAGUUUGGUUAGGAAAUUUGCUCCCUCUCUAAUGUUUCAUUAUACGGUGUAGUCUGCAGCCGGUGAGCUUGUCUUAAAGAAGGAAACAGCUCACCGAACUUAACCCCAAAGUUAUAUACUUUCUUUUCAUGUUUUAACGAAGCCAGGCAGGUAAACAGGUAAACGAGUACUAUAGUAAUCUUUAGGAAUCCAGAAGUGUAAAAACAAUACAUCUUUUAAAUUCUGCAUAGGUUCAUCAGUUUUUCUUAUUUUUAAAUCAUGUUUAAAAUUCUAUUAUUUUGCAAAACAGCCUUUCAGUCCACAGUGGUAUUUACACGUAUUUUGAUUUUAAAGAGACGGAUGCAUGUCCUUUGACAUGUCAUUGUGUUCUAGACAUCACAAAUGUCUGACACCACUUUUGGCAGUUCCUACCAUAGUCUUAAUUUUAUUUGAUUUUUGCUCAGCUCUUUUGUGAAACAGUGCUUUGCUGACAACCGUGUGAUUAGCUGCACCUGUAUGCUAAGCUGGUUGGUGGUAAAGUUUAAACCUUAAAAUACUACAGUGAGAUUUUAAUUCUGUUUGACACAAAAUGCAUUUUACUUUACUUUACUUAAUUUGUUAGCUGGGCCAUCUGGGAGUUCUUCCAAAGUGAAAUGUGCCAUUCAUAACCACAGUAGUGUCUUUAUUUUGUAUCAUCACUGCAGCAGUUUAUCUACAAGUUAUUUUUUGAAAGUGUUAACUCUAGUAGCUCUCAUAAAAAGAAAAAAAAAUGCCAAUUUAAAAAUGUAGUUUGCCAGUCUAUGUCUUUGCCAGGACCAGUAACCCUCUAGUCUCCAGCUUAAUACCUGGGGACUGUGAUCGAUGACAGGUUGUCCUUUGAGCAUCAGGUGGACGCCGUGUGCAAAAAAGCCAAUCAGCGCAUGUACUUCCUUCGCAAGCUCAGGAACAUAAACGUUGAGUCAAAGUUUAUGGAAAUGUUUUACUCUUGUUUUAUUGAAUCAGUCCUCACCUUUGCUUUUAUAUGUUGGUUCGGGUCAAUCACGUUAAAAAACCGGAACAGACUCCAAGGGAUAGUCAAAGUGUGCAGUAAAAUUGUCGGUACCCCACUGACAGACAUCUCCCUCCUGCACAAAUCCACGUCCCUUGCGAAAGCUAAACUUAUCCUGUCGGACCCUUGCCAUCCUCUGGCACAUGAAUUCAGCCUGCUCCCUUCCGGCCGUAGAUUUAACGUGCCAAGAUGCAGGACAAACAGACUUCAAAAGUCUUGGGUCCCGGUGGCCAUUGGCCUCCUGAACAACACCAGUUAGCAUGCACUGUGGUCACUUUACUCCUUCUCUUCUGUCCCCUAUCGUGGUAUUGCACUUAUGUAUUGUCAUUUUGUAUAUUUUUAACCCUUUUUAACCUGUCAUGUUAUUGCUGUGUAUUUUUUUUAAAUGUUGCCUCUGUUUUGCUGCUGGCUGCACCACAAAUUGCCCCUCGGGGACAAUUAAGAUUUCUUGACUUGACUUGACUUGACUUAUUUUCUGGAAAUAGGUUUUUGUUUUUAUAUGAAUUUUUGUGCUGUUGGCUGGCUUUUGCUGUUUUGAGAUGUGAGACUAGCUUUUUCCUGCUCCUCCAGGCUUUGUUAGAGUAUAAAUCUCACACUGAAUUUAUGAAAAGAAGGAAUAAGAUGUUCAGCAAAAUUUUGAAUACCUCAUUAAAUUCAGGGCAUAUCACAGGUUUAACAGGCCUGUGAGGUACAGAGAUGCUGCCUUAAUGUGGUACGCAGGUUCCAACCACACUGACAGAGUUGACUAUUUUUACAGUGGGCAUGGCAGAAUAUUUUGACACCAGCUAUAUUUUAUAUUUUUUUAUAUUUUUCCAAAAGGUUGCAAUUUAUACUUUUUCCCCCUGUCAUCUUUUCCCAACACUUUUGUCAUAUGUUAUGGCACCAAAUUAUUGCAAAACUCCAAGAUGCAACAGUCCUUUAUUGCUCUUCAGGCUGUGGUUCCUUGAAACACCGAAUGAGUCAGCUACUUUUGAUGUUGGCAUGCUGUUUGAACAUUUCAUUUUACAAGUAACCAGUCACUCCCUGGCAGCCAGGUUUGUGAAGCUAACACAUCAAAGUGCAGCCAAAUGGACAUGCUGAGUGACCAGAUGCAAUUGUUCUUGAAAUUUCUGACUUCUGGCUCUCACAUAAAACUGGUACAGCACAGGACAAACAGACAGAGAGACCAGCCGGAGGAUCUAACAUGUCUAAUGUUGCCCUUUCUAUACUGUGUGAAUGUUAUUACAUGGUGGACAUGUUCAGCUGUAACCCAACCAAAUCAUUCAGCAUUAUCACACUCUUAUCUACUAAAAACCUUAUUUUCUUUCUUUUUUUGUUGAUUCAAAGAAAUGUAAGCCCAAAAAGUAUGGUUUAGUCAUUAAAACCUGUAUGUUAGCUAGUGGAGGGUACAAACGUCAUUCCUACUGUGAGAACAGCUUUUCACAACACUAAAGAAAGCACAGUCCUAUUGAGUGCAAUGCCAAGUUUAUACAAAGACGUGUUCAGUGAGCUUGAUAUAAAAAGAAUACCUUUUUUAUGAAAUCUUCAGUUGCUGUUGAAUUAUUUUUGACAGAUCAGGGUGUCAAAUGUAGCACAAUGAACUCAUUUUCAACACUUUGAGAGUAGUUUGAAGUGCUUGUUAAAAAAAGUGCUCACAAGAUUAAUGUCAGAGACUUGAUGGUGUGUUUGUGUGUCUGAAAGAUUUGACACAUCUAAGCUUACGUGUUUAUUUCCCAUGUAAUCCUACAAAAACAGAGGGAGAAAACCAAGCUUGGAAAUGUUGUGUUUUAUCUUUGUAGGUUAAAGUGUGGUGUUUUUUUGUAUUGGUAGAAGUUAAUCACCCAAAACUGCAGCUUAUCUCUGCACCAGCAGCUGGAAUGCAUGGGAAAAGAUGGGGAACCAGGCUCAAAUCAUUUUUUGGCUCUCUGCCCCAUGUUUUGUAAGGUGCUUGUCAAACAGCCAGUCAGCAUCCAGCACAGGUUUUCAAGCAGAGCAUUCAGUUUGGGAGGAUGAAUGUUGCUUUGCCAGAUGUUGGCGGCAGACAAUUAUCAGCAAAAAUGACUUGCAUAAUGAGCACGAUAAGUGAUCUUGCAUGUUUUAUCUAAUAUUCAAACAAACAACAUACCCUUUGCAUAACCACAAGCCAUUUAGUAUAUUAUGCUGCUUUGUCUUUAUAUCAAAUGUGUUUCUGAUCUGCCAGGCAGCGAUUUCAAUGUAAUGCUUGUUUGAGAAAGUAUCUGUUAUCAUGCUUUUCAAAGCUGCAGGUGAUCAAUCACAGUAAUCAUAAACCGUGGAUUUAUUUGUGCAAACUGACAUUGAGUAAAUCUCCACUUAGAGCUGCAUUAAUAACAAAAUAUUGACAGGUAUGUCUUUCAAAGAUGUUCACAGUUAAUUAGAUGAAAAGAACUGCUAACCAUGAAAAUUUCAUCAGCUCAAUUUUGGAUUUAAUAAAAGGAUGAAAACAGGCGCCAUACAGACUGUUUAAAAUGUAAACACAAACAUUCAUUUAGAUCUGUUUGCUAAAAAAUGAAGUACAGAAAAACAGUUCAAGAAUGUUCAUUAAUACAGUUUGAUCAAACAAUGAAUAUGAUGAACAAAGAAAUGGACAGAUAUAUGAUAGAUGGAUGAAUGAAUGAUGGACAGACAGAUGGAUAGAUGAUCAAGGGACGGAUGGAUGAAUGAUAAAUGAGUUGAUGUUGGAUGGAUGGAUGGAUGGAUUAUGUAUUGAUGAUGGAUGAUGUAACACAGACAGACAGAGAGACGGACAGAUAGAUAGAUAGAUAGAUAGAUAGAUAGAUAGAUAGAUAGAUAGAUAGAUAGAUAGAUAGAUAGAUAGAUAGAUAGAUAGAUAGAUAGAUAGAUAGAUAGAUAGAUAGAUAGAUAGACACUUUAUUGUUUCUUGGGAACUGUGGCUUAAAUGAGUUAUGAGUUAUGACAUGGCUCAUAUUGGUUUCUAACUCCCCCACUUUAUUCUUGACCUUUUUCAUUAAGCUCACUGAGAAAUUCACGUCUUAUGUCAUAAGGAUAUACUGCAACGUUAAUCUGAAAAGUCUAUAUCAUGGCCGUAUGGAGGUUAUUAAUCCUGAACUAAUAAGCAGAGUCGGUAAGAGCACUGAGUUUCAUAUAUUCAUAUUUAACACACACACCCAGCCUGGUUAUGUAACCUGAUAAAUGAAAGAAAACUGUCUUCUAUUUUAAUGCUAGAAUAAAUUUAAACCCUUACCUUAACUCACAGUCUGCUACAUGAUUAAAUCAGACAGUUUCUUAUUUGUAGCCACAGCAUUAUGUAAAAAGUCAUAAUGAACCAGAGUUCACAGCUGCAGCUCUGCAAACAUCAUUUCCACCUACAGCUCUGCGAGUGCUGCUGACUGUCUCCCCUGCUGAAACCAAUGUUUAUGAACAAAGCCUGUUCAGCAUAAAGACUCUGUAAAGCUUUGUUCACUUCACUGUGUAAUGCAUAUUAAGACAAAUGAGCGAGCUGAGUGAUAACAGUCAUAACAAUCUGUCAUGAAAUGCAGCAGUGAAAGGUCACAGCAGCAAAAUGUGUUUAUUAUCAUGUCAAGAUGCUAUCAGUCAUGAACUUGUAUGAUUUGAUAUGUUUGGUUUUCUUUGGCAUUCCUUCUACAUAAGCUACACAUGGAGGCAUUGUGUGGUCUUAGUUACAUCUGACAGAAUGCAAACAAUUACUAAUGGGAUCAUAUAUUUUUCAAACCACUGUAUGUAGCUGACCAGCCUACAGGACUCCAUAUUUGACGUCUCACAGUUUGAAAAUACGGUGUAUACAUUAUUCAGCACAUCCAUAUGGAAGAUAUUGACAUCUGGAAUAUCUUCAUCAUUGUGAACUAGCUGCUCCUGGAGCAUCAUGGGAGAAAGUCAUCAGUAUGAGAUGUAUGCAGAUGCCCCCUCCCUGCCUCUCAUCAAUCACAAGUGUCCGAACAGCAGAGGAGGCAGUUUGGCUCGCAGCCAUAUAUAAACCAGAACACAUUAAGUUAUGACUCUGCAGCACCUCCUUCACCAGUUAUGAGAGAGCCACUUAGAGGAAAGUGAUGUUUAGAAGAUUCAGUGUCUUGAGAUGUAAGCUGUUAGCCUUAAACUCACUCUGAAAAUCGGGAGAGUUAAAGGUGCUGACAGUACAGCAGUGUAUUUGUCAUGUACUGUAUCAAUUUGAAUGAUUUGUUAAAUGUUUUCUUGACUUCAGAGAUAUUCUAACUUGACCCUGCGUGGGUGUUAUGCCUUCUGGUCUGACACUCAUCUUGUGCAGUGAUGGACUUAAAAGCCUGCUGACUUUAUUGUAACAUUUUAGAGCUGUAAUUUUCAGUAUCAAGCAAAUACUUAUUUUCUGGUUUUUCUGCCAAAAUACAGCUCCAACAUCUUGAUGUCUCGUCUCUGAGGAACUGAAAGUCAGUUCUGACAUUUGCAGAAGAUUUACAAUUUGCAUCCUGUCUGUCAGUGGGCGAUCCCUCAGCUGAUUGUGAGGGAAACAUCCAUCACUGAAAUCCACUGUGCUCAUGUCUCUGGAACGAUAAUCAUGCAAGUACACAUCAGCCUUUACAGUGGAUUCUUGAAUAUUACCUUUGAAUUCUAUUCCAAGGUAUGUUUUAAAAAUGCAAUCAGGGCGUAAUAACUGAUAUCAUGUAUUACUUGCUAUUAUGAUGGAUACAUUUUUAUUGUAUAGGCCCUGCAAAUUUGUCCAUUCCAGUUAUUUGUGCAGCUAUCAACAUCACUUCUCACUGGGAUGCAAAACCAUUACAACUGGUAGUAAGAGUUUCUCAUCUGCUGUUUUUAAUGGCUGAUGUUUAGGUAAGAUUAAGUUGGUAAAAUAACUGCUGGUAUAGGAACAAAAACUUUCAAAUUUUCCAGAGGACACAAAGUGGGUUGGAUCCUUCUGUACCUAAGGCUACAUGUGGUAUUGGUAUUGUAUUAUACUGUAUUGAACCAUAUGGAAUGAUAAUGGAUUGUAUUACAAUAAACAAAAAUUACUGCCGAAAGGAAACAAAAUAAUCAAAUUUCACCAUGGGGACAGAAAGUAUAUUGUAUUGUUGUAUAUCAUAUCAUGGGGUCAGAAGGUGCAUCAUAACAAAUUGUAUCGUAUUAUAUUAUAUUGAAUUGUAUUGUAUUGUAUUGUAUUGUAUUGUAUCGCUUCAGAUCCUUUUGCUAUGUAUCGUUUCAUGGUUCAAAGUGUAUCGUAUCAAAUUGUUUUGUAUUGUAACGGAUCAUAUCAUAUCAUAUCCUUUCUCUUUGUUUCGUAUCGUAUCAUGAGGACAGAAAGUGUAUCAUAUCGUAUCAUAAGCAUGCCUUUCUUGUAUCGUAGUAUAGUUCAACCAGCGAAUAUAGGCCUAAGAAUAAUUCUCUCUUUGCUGUGUUUUGAUCUUUACCAAUUCAUGAGGGUAGAAUCUUGUUCUUUAGCUGAUUAACGCUCCACCAAGUUCACUUGUUACUUGCUGACUUUGUCCCAAUGUUGUUUGGUCAAGUAUAUAUUGGAUCUACCACACCUUUAUCAUUGAAGAUAGCUCCUAAAUAAGCUCUAAAUCAGAUGCUCUUGGCUUUCAAUUCGGCUUUUGACGAGAUGGUGUAAGGAACCAAAAUAGAGUUAACAUGGAGAAAAAAACAACUUUGAACUGACAGAUGGUAAAAUGUUUAUCUGAGAGGAAUGGUGGUGCCAAGUGAUAACUCUUGGUGCAUACUUAUAGUUCUUAGAUUUUUCGUUAAGUAAAAAUAUCGGAUAAGUGCAGUUUUAUGUCCCCUUCUUAUAAAGUGAAAUCAAGCUCUCCAUCUACAGCCAAAGGGGAGUAUCCAGAUCUCUGUUGGGCACAGAAGGGACUGAAUUCAUGUUGGAAAUGUGUGGGAGGUCGAGGGCUUAUCUGUGUAAUCCCCCAAGACUAAGACAUUCUUUCUUGCUCUCUUCUCCUUGGUGUGUGUGAAGGAAAUUUGUUGUCUCCAAAACAGUGAAGAUGAGCUGCGCUGACAGGAAUCUCUUUCCCUGUUUGUAGCUUCCAUGGGCCCUCUAUGUUUUUUUACACAACCUACUGUUUGGCUUUACAAUAUUUUAGUUGUGAGAAAGGAGUAGAAAAAGCUGUGUUGAUGUUGCAGAUGGGUGGUGAUGGGACUGAAGCAGGUGACAGGUUCACAUCUGUGUUCAGACAAUGUAGGGAAACUUUGUCUCUCCUGGGGACAUAGUUAUAGAUCUCUGUAAGAGGAGGGAAGGAAUGACCUGCUGGGUGUCCAGCAGGGAAUGAUUCAUGGCUGGCCACCACUUCCCUACCCAGUCCCCUAACAUAGUUAUUUUCUGUCAUCACGUCUACGGUGCCAUUUUUCACAAUUAUGCAAAUUUGAUUUUGGUGAUUUUAAAUAGGCACAACAGCUUUAAUAAUUAUGCAAAAAAUGUUGCCUGACAGUUGUUUGAUGUUUUGAUCAAUAUUAGCAUUAAAAAUGGAGAUAGUCCCUCUUCUUGUUGCUUAUCUGCACAAUAAAGACAAUAAAAAUGUAAUAAUAAUAAUGAUAAUAAUAAUUAUAAUAAUAAUAAUAAUAAUUAUUAUUAUUACUUAUACUUGUAAGUUAGGUAGGAAAUGAACCACUGGCAAGCAGCUGAAUAUGUACUUUUAAACAGCGAUAAAACAAGGUGCCUACAUUACCCAUAAUGCAACCAGAUAGCUAGCAUGUCGAUUUCGUGUUCUGUCGGUAACAGCUGAUGUAGCCUCGAGUUGGAAACAGAGCCUGGCAGGUCCUGAAGCUACCUUACAAAAAUAAUUAUUUUGGGAUACAAAAACAGGUACAUUUUACAGGCAAAGUAAGCUUUACAAACUGCUUUUUCAACGUUUACAAGACAAGGAUGAGUAAAAUGGUUACCUCUCACCUGUUCACAUACUUUAUCUUGAGAUAUUCAAAAAACGUUCGCCUGUUUGUAAAUGUAUUUAUUCAUAGCCUACAGAAAUCUAUAAAUAUGUAAUGUAUAGAAAGCGCAUGGCUACAUACUUAGGCUUAAAUGGUGGUUUUGAUAGGCUGUCAUGUGAUUCAAAAGCAAGCAAACAGAAAAAUAAACAGACAUCACAAAUGUCUUGGAAGUCCGACCAUGAGUUUCCCCUACUAUUUUACUAACAAAUGAAUACCUCAUUUUAUAAGCAGCAGAAAUUGUGUUAAAGGGCUUUGCUCCUUGAUUGUAAUCUAAGCUAAGCACAAUCUUACUUUACACUUUUCACUGUUGUCAUACCAUUUCAAAGUGUAAAACGUUGAUCAAAAUGUGAAUGUUUUAGUGCAUAGGGCCUACAUUUAGGGGUAAAUAUUGUAUAACCUCCCUCUUGUUCAUAGCACAUUGUAUUUUGAUUAUGGUUUUAAUGAAAAAUAUUUAACUUAUUACAAAAAUGAAAACUUUGAAUAAAUUAAAAACUAUUCUAAGGCAAAAUCUUAUCACUCACCUGCCGAUUGAAAGUUUGCUGAGUCUGUUUUUGCUUCAUGUUUUUCGUCAGGUUGAUAUCUCUCACCACCAGAAUCAGCUUUCACUGGGAGAGGAUUAACAAAAUAUUUACAUGGAAGUAGAGAUGCUCUAUUGUGCUCCCUGUGCAGCAGGAUGUGUUGGAGGGGUAAAGUUUGUGUACAAAACCUGCAGCUGUCUCGGACUCUGUGUUUUUGAUUAGCAGUAGGUCAUGGCGGACUGCUGUAGAAACUGCUCUUGUUGGUUUGCUGUCUGUUUGAUUCACACGCUUGGAUACGUGUGAGUCAGAGAUGUAAAAAAGUGCAUGCUCUGCUGUACACCCGAAGUACUUCUCUUUGUCUGGGGAAGACACAGUGUUGACUGAAGCAAGAAAAAGUAUGAAAUGCAGGCUUUCAAGCGUUUGUCCUUGUCUCUGCUGAGCUCACAUGGGCAGCGGAGUGCCAACAUGGAGUGUGCAUCACUACCACAAUCAUUUUCAAACAAACACAAGGUCUGAGGCGAAAAUGGUCAUCUCUUUCCUUCAAAAAUGCACGCACCUUCAAACGCCCUCUCACUCUAUGAUUUUAUUCCGUGUGUAUUUUCAUAAUGAUUUCCACGUGGGCAUCAGUCAUGCUGGCACUUUUGUACAUGAUAGACUGUAGGUGUAGACUCUAACCAAGGGCUAAAAGCACCCCUGAGGGGGACUCUGGGAUGGUAAUGACAUUCUGGACUGGCUAUAUUAAACAGGCACAAGCCAGGGGAGUGAAUAAAUCAGUGAUGAAUCAAGGGGAAAUGUUCUUUGUGGCCGAGUUGGGAGCUCAAAGCAGUGUCGGGUGUUUGUCAGCAUCAGUGAGUGAGUUCUGUAUCCACAGAUUGCCUUACAGCCUGUAACUUUAAUGAACAAUGUGCUAUCUGAGCUGCUGUCGUUUCAGAUUUUAGAUUCCCGAUGUGUUGCAGAGAUUUGACAGCCGACCAGCAGCUCUGUCAGAAACACUCUUUCUUGAGCGACUGGAGUAACAUGAACCUAAUACUGAUGCUGUGCUUACUUCCUCAGGUCUGGUGAUUGGCUUUUCUAUGACUCCACCCGUCCUCGACAGCUCUAAAGACGACCUAGUGAUUCCAGUUCGCCAAACACUCACUAUUACAUGCAGGUAUGUGUGUGGUGUGCAGGUUCGGAAGGGGAGAAAUCUAUAAUGAUAGUGGGGCCAUAGCCAAAAUCAGGCAUCCUAUUCUGUGAUAACAACCCAAGGCACCUUGGGACAUUCAAAGUGUGCGAAACAUUACAUCUUGGGAGUAAAUUCAUCGAGAGUUGUACACAAAGUUCCACCUUUAGAUACUUUGUAUGAAUGAUGACAUUUUUGGUCUCUCGACUGGUCAAACAGUUUGGAAAGAAAGUUCAACCUUUCACUACACAAGCAACGUUUGAUGGAUGUAGAAACUCUUUGAUAGAGACUUCAUCUAUUGAUUGGGGUGCUUUGAAAUGGAGAACGUGCAAAACAGUAAUAUCAAUUAGAGCCUUCAUUUUCAAGGAAACAUUUCCCUCAUUUUUUUUCACUUUGCAAGUCUUAAGCUACAGGUCAAGGCACUACAAAGAAAUACUGGAGGCUAAACAACAUUAAUUAGGUAGUGGUAUACCAUUACACCUACACUAGUAAGGUGCAUUUCUAUUUUUCAGUAACUGAGUCUGCUGAUGUAAUUUUAAUUAUUGUGAAAUACAUUUAGCAUCAUGUUUGAUUACCUUGAGUUAAAUAGCCCUUCUGCUUCUGAUUGAGUACACUGAUAUUCAUACUGUGAGGAGUUGGUCGCUGGUUAGAAAGCAGACAGAAAUUGAUGUUGAUGCUGCUUCCUGAUCUGAUGUAACCUUUGUAGCCUGUGUCAGUGCACAAUAGUUACAUUGCAGGAUGUGCAAUGUCAGUCAUAUAACCUGAAACACGUCAUGCUGUCAGCACUGUCUUGUUUCAACGUCACUUUAAUGUAGCUUCUCACUUGAACCGCAUGCAGUGUGCAUCUGUGUGUCAUAUGAUUUAAACAUGUAGACAAGCAUGAGAAACUGCUGCCAUCACAGAUUCUCUGGCAAAUACUCAAUUAACCUAGACAGAUUUUUGGAGCGUUGACUGUGCCCGUCAACAUUAUGUGCUCACAUAUGGCCUGCUGACAGGUUCACGCAGUGUUUACGUUUAUUAUCCACACUUGUAGUGCUGAAGAUAAAGUGAAGUGUUUUGAAAAUUACAGGGAGAAGAACAUUGAGAGUUUUCAUUUAAUUAAAGUCACCAUCACAGGGCUGUUGAUGCAGAUUAAAUAUCCCUUUAAACAUUGUCAGAAUUUACCGGCGGCACAUUCAUUUCAUUUAUCAUUAAAGUUAUAAAUAGUUCCAUCCCUAUUUCUGUGUAAAAGUUACAGAGCACUGCAGACACAGCUUUAGUUAUCAUUUUAAAGGGAUAUUCUGGCGUAAAAUUAAGUUAGCCGUAACACCGAGUUUGACACCCCGUUGAGAGAUGAAGGUUCCUGACCGCUUGCUUCUCUAGUUAUACGAACUUUAGUAAUGACUAAAGCCACUCUAUAGCCACAAAUAAUUCCCAGAACAGCACCUAACUUCAUCAACAGUACAUAUAAGUUCCUACCUGCAGCACUAGCCACCAAACAUCUUCUCAGCUUUGCCUAAUUUCUUUAGCAAAGAGACUAAACACAACUCACCCACUCUCUUACAGCAGCCGCUUGUUUGUAGCGAGACAUUGGGCCAUUCCACCAUGGACUACAGCGGGGUGACGCAGCUCAAGGAAGAACAUUUAUGAUCAUUACUUUAUCAUUUCCUUGAAGUAAUAAUCACCAUAUUAAUCAUUUUGCACUGCAGACACAGUAGUUCUUCUGCCUUUACGUCUCGGUCUGAUUACACUUCCAUGAAGAAAUGAUCUAUUGCUAUCAUGCGGUCAUUACUAAAGUUGGUAUAAUUAGAGAAGCAAGCAGUCGGCAAUAUUCAUCUCUCGAGCGGGUGUCUAACUCGGUGUUAUGGUGUGUUUGACCCUAACUUAAUUUUACGCCGGCAUAUCCCUUUAACAAUAUUCUCAAAGAGUUAUGCAUUUAACUUCUAAAGAAGGCAGGUGAAGGUUUUCUGCUUACGUCAGAACUCUUGGUGCUUGUACAUGCCAAAAUCAUUGAUGAAGAAGAGACACUGCCUCAUCCACAGGGGACACCAAAAUCACUACGCACAGGGAGUUCCUCACUCGAACAUUAAGUGAAGGACAUGAACACUGCCUUACUCAACUUCUCCCCAGUUUAUAAAUCCUUUAAUCUUAGGUUUCUACUAGAAAAUAUUGAAUUAAAAUCAAAUUAAAGGGUGUAUACAUUAAACAUCCUCUAUUUGCACAUGAGGAAAAACUUAACAGAAAAUCACACUCAAAAAAAGGAAAGAUCAACUUUUUGAACUAAGUUCCCACUAAAUAAGGGUCAUGUCCUAUAAUACACAGAGAUUUUGUGAAUCAUAAACACAGCCAACAGCAAUUUUAAGGAAAUCCCUCUGAGAUGUGAGAUUGCUCAUAAUGACCAUCCUUUAUCCUUAUGAAAUCUGCUGCACCGCUGUUGCCAAGCUCCCUCCUCAUUCACUGUCGGGUUUCUGCUGUCUAACAAAAGUGCUGUCUUUAGAAAUCUGGUGAGACCUUUGGACUUUUUCCAACACAGGUUUUGGAAAUGUUUUUUUUUUUUGCUUAUAUCUCACAUGAGUAGCUUUUACAAAGAAUCUCCAGGGAGAGGAUGUGGGUUCCAUUUUGAUCAAUUUAAGCUUUGCAGUGAACAAUUUUCCAAAAUCAAGACACACAGACAUAAUCCACAAGACUCAGAAAACAACCCAAAAUACUUUGAUUGUUCACUGUGAUAUCUGCAAUUAUCUCCAGUCAUCAGGCUUUGGCUCUGUCUGCUAAUGUGGACAUUUGGAGUCUGUGGCAGCAGGUUGUGAAAGCAUGUAUCAGUUUACAGACAGCCAUUAUGAUUCUACUCCAUCUCACUUGUAAAGCCUCAGGGUUAAGCAUAACUGGAUUUAUCAGACAAAGCAGGAAACCAAAAGGGAUGUGUUGAUGUACGGGGGAAUUUAUAGCACCACUCACACACACAAACAAACAAACAAGAAUAAAAUGAUAUCUACAUACAACAGUUCUGUUUGCCUCUGCAGAUAUUCUUCCAUCAUUUCUUAAUUAGUUAUUGUGCGAGAUGAAACAUAAAAUUUUAAAAACCCCUCUCACACCUGCUUUGUUUGGAGAAGUUGCAAAUCAGGAGGUGUUUCCCUCCUCAUUUUUGAACACAGCAAUCACAUAUGAAACGGAACAAAAACAAUCCAGCCAUGAUUACCCAGAAAAGCUUGUCUCAGCCCAUUUCAGAUGAGCCUUGGAGAGGUUCAUCUGCAGUGAGAACCCAAUCAACCCAGCAACCAGAAUAAAUACCUGCUAAACUCAUCACACUCCAGUAAUAGACGCAGUGGUUAGCGUAAAAAAGUGGUGGGCUGACUUUACGUUCUUUGCUUUGUGCAGCACUGCUGGGUAGAGUGGUGAAAGCCCAUAUUACUCAUGCCAAGACUCACAAGUUUGGUCGUUUCUGUGUGUUCAUGAAUACUGUCCAUUGUUUGACAAAAGUGCUCAUCUGCCUGGGUAAUAAUGAGGCAUUUGAUCUUUUUGCCGCUCCAAGUCCACCCACGAAUCAUUUUGUUGGUCGGUUUGCAGGCUACUGUUAUUUGGCCUUAAAACCCGCCCUCCACUCUGUUAAGUUUGACUGGUACCAAAGCAGCUUUUGUCUAUUUAUUCAAAGGAGGCUGUGAUCUAACAAUGUAAGGUCAGCACAGGGACGGUGAGUGCUUUGACCUGCUUUUCAAUAUUGCUGUAAGAAGAGAAAAGACCACAGACUGUACAUAACAUGAAUGUACUUUAGUUUCUAAAGCCCAUCAAAACUUCACUUUAGGUCAACAAGGAGAAGAGGCAGAGUCAAGGCAAGCCUUUAGCCUCCUCAUUACACAACCGGACAGUCAAGUCAGCUAUUGACAAUGCAAAACUCAGAGCCUGUCAAGAGUAGGUGUGUAUGUGGCUUCAAGGGUCUUACGUGUUUUUAGCAUAAUUUCCAGACUCAUGUCAGAAUCACACUCGUGCCUUUAUAUUUCCUUUAUGUUGUUGAAAUGAUGAAUAACCAAAGUAACCCAGAGUAAGCUAAAGUAAACUUAAAGUGACAGUGGCUAAAACGAAGCAUUUGAGACAGCUUUGUUUUAGCUGCUGUUCAGUUAAAAUAAUAGCAUUUUAAUACACCAGAGGGAGAAACACAAGGCUUUUUUUGAUCUUGAACUGAACUUAACUUAACUUAACUUAACUUAACUUAACUGAACUGAACUUAGUCCAUGUAGAUUCUCAUUCAUCCAGGUUAUGGUUUUCUUGAAGACUCCAAAAUCAGGCAACUGGUUUUCAACUCUACACAGUCCAGUUGCCUGUUGACUUAACUUAACUUAACUUUGCUUUACUUUACUUUACUUCACUUCACUAAGCUAACUACCUAAACUGCAUGUGACUAAUACACAAAAAUGUUUUGAAUCAAAUUUUUACAACACUAAGAUAAUUCAUUUGAAGUCCAUUUCCAUCCCAAAGCAUCCAUCAGCUUCGUAUGAUUGUAAUCAGCUCCUGACUAUUGUUGAACAAUGUGCACUUUUCAUUUAAUAAUGUCAUAGACUUGUGAUUUUUCAUCCUUUAACAUUCAAAUCUGUCCCUUUGUCUUCUCAGGGGGCAGCACACUCUGGCCUGGGCCUGGCCUGAUCAAACUCUGCCGGGACAGGAGCUAACUGACCGUCAGGCCCAGCUGCCGGUCACCAGGGACCCCGGGCAGAGGGUGGUCCUGAUCAGUGAGUGUCCAGGGCAGCCAGAAAGACCGUACUGCAAGAGGCUUGUCCUGACGGCUACGCGGGCCAAGGACACGGGCUACUAUAGCUGCUAUUACAAAGAUGCCAAGUCCGUCAUUGUCGGCACCACUGCCGUCAGUGUUUAUGUCUUCGUCAGAGGUGAGUCAUUCCUCUACAAACACAGGCGCACACACACUUACACACGAGCACACACUGACUCAGUCAAACUGAAAAUAUUCAAACUCCUCAUUAACCUCAGCAGCUCAGCUUAAAACAUUCAUAACAAAGUUUUAUUUCCACUUAUUUUUUUUUAACCAUCAAAAGAUAAUUUUUAAAGUGUGCAAACUUUGACAUUCAAGUUGUCACUUUCGAUGAAAACAUUUUGUAAACCAGGGAUUUCUUUUCACUUUGAAAAAGCAGAGUCUGCAGCUUGUGGGGCCAUUUUGCCAUCAGAACUUUUUCUGUGUUUGAAGACAACACGUUUCAUCUUCCUCCUCCCUGUCUGACCUGGUCUGCGGCUCUUUAGUUUCUCUUUUGCUUGGGAGGUUCACAACAUAACCAAAGUCUUUCUUCUGAAAGAGAUCUCCUGUUUGAAAAAUGACUUCAGUAUCAAAGCAGCCCCAGUAUUAUUAGAGUUGGGGAUGGUUGGCUUUACCUCAGGAACACCCUGGAAGCUGGCUGGGUUAAUGUUUCAGAUAUUAUAUGCAAAGUGUUUGAAACAGGAUUGAACGGCAGAGUCUCUCUGUUAAAUAGAGAGAAGAUGUUUUAUUCAUUUUAUUCAAACCAGAAAUAAGAAGUAACUUUCCUUGUUAGCGGCGAAGUUGGUUAAAACUUGAGAAAAAAAAAGUUAAUAUGAGUGCCUUUACUGUUAUUCAAACUCAAAUAGAAUGAAUUAAAUGAUCUAUAAGUGCUUUUGAACAUGUUUUAAAUGUAUUCGAUUAGAUUAGAAAUAAGAAAGUAAAAGAAAUAUGAAAAUAAAAGACCGGCGUGAUGCAGUGGGUUUUAUCUCCAUGCUUACAGUGAUCCUAGGAGUAGGGGUUAUAUCUCUUACUCCUUUUGUAGACUCUCUUUAUGCCUCUUUUCCAUAAGGGUCACCUCUCCACCUUCUCUGUGGGAAAAAGAGGAGGAGGAGCCAAUCAGAAUAACUGUAGAGAGAGAGAUGAUUGUCAUUUUGGGGAAUUCUGCUGUCCAAUCCACUCAUAUGAAACACCAGUUUAUCGGCUGUGACAAGGUGCCAAAACAGUUUCCACAGAUCUAAGCAGGGGGCUGAUCAGAAGCAGAUGAAAUCGCAGCCAUAAAUUAGACCCAGCGUGAGACGAGACGAGAGGAGACGCAUAUGGAUCUAGUUAGACAGGGAGACAUAACCUCUUUAACAUGUCCCUGCUCCAUACUAUCACCUUAAAAUAUGACUGUGCAGUAUGACCUGAGAGAUGAAAGUAUUGCAUGUGUGAAGGCUUAAAAACCAAGCAUGCAGGCUCAUGUAAAGUACACUCAUACCCACACUAGUACCCCUGAUGGUUUGCGUCUCGCCCCAAGGAGGACAUCCCCUCUGACUAAGCCCAAUGCGUCCAAUACCUGCUGUGAUUUAUUGUGAAGAACUUAGAGUGCCUGAAGUUGUGUAUUAUUUCUGUUACCUUUGUGUAUUUAGACCGCCGCCGGGCAGAAAUAUAAGCCUCUCAAUAGGACCCAUUGUUUGGCCUUGCAGCAGCGUGAAGUCGUGGCUUUGAUUGCCCAGGAAAAAAAAGAAAAGAAUAGAGGGCUUACUGGAGAAAAAAUAAGGAAUAAAAGAAGAGAAAGCAAAUAAGCAGGUUGUGGUCGCACAUCAUCUUUGGCUGCCGCACCAAAGUCACCAGUAUUGAAAGGAAAGCCUGAGAGAUAAGCUCUUUUAUAAUGGUGUGCGCUCAUGCUGUGGUUAUGAGGUUUUGUAGUGAUAACAGCGGCAUUUUCAAUUAGCGGCUGUGAGGUCUCCCCAGAGUCCCUCUCAAGAAACAGCGGGGCCGAACUAAAGGGAACAUCAAAGACAAGAAGAAGAAGAAGAGACAGAGGGGACGUGUUUCCGACUAACUGACAGCGUGUGUUGAAAUGGCAGCAGCUGGUUAGAGGAGGAUUAAACCCCGUUAGCUGUGUGUCUCUGAGCUGACAGAUAAUAACAGCACUUAAUGGCGUUUCCUGGGAGGAGACAGACCCCACAGUUGCAUUAAAUGUAAUCAUGAUAAACUCUGUAUGUGAUGUGUCCAUAGGGGUCAUUAUCAGACUGUGAGAUAUGUAGCUAGCUGUAGGUGCUGUGACUUUGGUAAUAGCUGUCAUUAUCCCAUCCGGAAUCAGGGCCACUCUUUAGAGCCUCUGAAAACCCAAAAGAAAAAACCUUUCAGCCAUGCACUAUGGAUUCUUUUGUGCAUAAUCGUGAGCAGUGGAAAAGAUGAGAAAUCAGUUUCAUUUGAGAAAGCAAAUGUUGUCCUCUUAGUUUCUGUAAACUUCACAGAAACUGGGUUUUGAUUUAGUGAAAUAAAGCUGUGAAGUUUGCGAUUUAAAUACUGCAACCUGGGGAUAGACAUGAUAUUUGGAUUUUGCUAUGACAUCUGCAGGCUUUAAGAAUUAACCCCCAGGGGGCAUCAAGUUUGAGUUUUCGAUUAUCUUUUGUAAUGCUGCCCAUUGAAUUUGGUGCCCUCUUGAUGUGACGUCUUAAAGGUGGGGUAGGCAGGAAUCCAUUAAAGAAGCGUCUUUUUUUGUGGUGUAUAUACAAAAAAGCUUUUAAUAUCAGUCAAUAGUUAUUAUUGAUGACGUUUGGUAAUAUAACGAUAUCGCUGUGUUUUGUUAUGUCUGUGUAGUCAACCUUUUAAAUGUUUUUAGCGGCCCUCUUUCCUCCCCCAACCUGAUUGGUUGGGAGGCAGAUGCUGCUCCCUCGUGUUGUGAGGCAUGCUCCACGUCCUCCAAUAAAGUGCAGGAGCCCAAACAAAGUUUGCGUGCUAUAAUAUCAGACUGUAGAAACUAAUCAGAAAGUACAGAACACACAAGCAAUAAAACAAAGUAAAUACCUGAGACUCUGGCGGAAUAACAGGCGCUUAAAAUGGAGGUAGACUGGACAAGAGCUAAGAAGCCGGGUCAACAUCAGCAUAAAGUGUUUCUUGUCAAACGGGGCCUGCUGCAUGUUGUAGCGCCGCUAAACUGUUUACCUCGGGUCCUGGAGAAUGUCACUUUAUCGUAGUUGUGGAAGUCCUGCAAACAUUGUGUUUGCUGGUAGUCUGUUGACAUCUACAGUAGCACCAAUGAUUUUUACUUUCACGCUGACUGGGCCCCAUUUGUAAUUAUCUGAAGUAUUUAUCUGCAUUAUGUCUGAUUUAAAUUAAAAUGAUACGACUGAGCAAGAGCGUCUGUUUGUGGGCGGGGCUUGCUGGAGCAGAGAGGGAGGGGAGAGGAGGAGCUGAGGGGAAAACUGGUUGGGAGGGGUAGAGUUUUCAUUCAAGAUUUCUCCCAAAAACUGGCACUUCCUCAGAUCCUGCCUACCCCACCUUCAAGCUAAUGCUGAAGAGCCAUUGUUUAGUGUUGUUUCGAACAUUGAGCUAACAUUAUAUGUACGUUAAUUGCUAGUCAGUAUAUAGGUAGCAAAGCAUCUUGGUCAUCAGGGCUCGAUCUUCUCCCCACAAAUACCCUUUACCCCAGUGCACCAGAAAAUGUGUCUCUGGAUUUUUCAGUCAUUCACGUUUCAUUAUAAGCUGUUUUCUAAUCACAUCUCAUUGAUAUGCCGACUUGAAUUACCAUGUGAAUUGACAGUGCAGCUCAGACUUUUGUGUUUAUAUGCUUUCAGAUAAUGGUUGUAGGAACUGCUGUCUGUGUCUGUAUUCUACAUUUUAAAAAGUUUGUUUUUAAGGUCACUGCCAUUUUUAAAAUUACAAUGAAUUUUAAGAAUUUGAAUUUGCAAUUUGUUAAGUUGCAUUUUAAAAACAAAAUCCAUGGAUGUCAUAUUUGAGAUGCAAAGAGUACUUUGGUUAUGCUCGAGGCUUAUGACAUACAGAGAGCUUCUCCUUUGGGAUGACAGCUAGAUGACACUGAACUGGUCUUGAUGUAGGGGAAAGUGGGUGGAGUCAAAUGUUUGCCUCAGCCCACAAAUGUGACACCCAAUCAGGGGCUUCACAUUUACCAUCACUUUAAAUCCCGCAAGUUUUUUAAGAACUUUUCUGCCAUGAUUGUCACAAGUUUUGUGCUGAGUCGUUGUCAGUCAAGAUGUGAUCUGUGAUGCCCUUAAGAUCAUGAUAAUUGAUCCAACCAGCAAAAUUAAUAAUUAAAGUUUCACUCACACUUCAGUGGAUGCUUUGUUGAACUUUCAUCUUCUGUUUGUACCAUUUGAAGUCUUUUUUUCAUAAGCUCUUUGUUUCUAUCCACACACAGAUCCUGAGCAGCCCUUUCUCAGGAGAGACGGCUACAGUGAGGCCAAUGGAAACAACCUGGAGACCAUUUUAAUCACACGGUUCUCCAUGCGCAUCAUAGUGCCAUGUCUAGUCACAGUGCCUGAUCUGAACGUCACUCUGCAUGCGGUUUGUACUCACAAAAUGCUUUCUCAAACCUGUCAAAUAAUCUCGAAAUGAUGACUUGAGCUGAAGGAAUAAUUUUCUCAUGCCUGUCUGUCAGUAUCCAACUCCUCUGGAGAAUCGCUGGAUGACAUGGGAUAACAAAAAAGGCUGGUCCAUUCCCCGUCAAAUCAUCGACAGCGCGCCCAUGGUCAUUGGAGUUCAGUGUGUCGCCAUGUUGGAUGGCAAAGAGUUUCAAUCCGCUAACUACCUAAUCCACACCACAGGUACAACAUAUUCCAUCAGUAGUACAUGCUCACACCAGAGGUUAUAAGGUUGGACCUGUAUUGAUUUCUUUAAAAACAUAAAAAGAACUCUGAUAAUGAGUUUUUGACGUUCGAUUUUCUUUCAGGCUUCAUCCUUGUGUUUUGAAGAUAGGAUUUCUUCUGUCACAAUGAGCACAAGGUUGAACGUGAUGAAAAGAGAAAAAAUAGGGGAAAAAAGAGGAAAACAUCCAGUUGAUAUGUAGAGGCGGUUGGCUAGGACACCUAGUUUAAGCAUCAGAGUUAGUUUCAAAUAUUCACUUUAGAACUUCAUUAAACAAACCUAAAGAAACUUCCUCUACUCUCCAUCCUUUUACCCCUCUGCUUUGUCUCUAAGCAGCAGCUCUCUCAUUUACUCCUAGCAGCACAGCCAGCAGGAUUCGGCGUUCAGGGCUAAAUCAAUAUAGUGGCUGGUUUUAAUGUCUCUUAUGCUGGCAAAGUUUAAUGAAAGGAAGUACAGAAAACAAAAUGCUCCAUAAAAUGCAGCAAUCAACUUUAGACCGAAGCUUUUUUAAAACACCCACAUCAGACUCACACAGGUAUAUCACACAUCAGGAGGUGUGAGUUGCAAUUGGAGCAUAAAAUGCACCAAUCUAAAACAGCAGGUGUGUUCCAGUUAAGCCUGAUUUCAGUGGGCAGGUUCAGCAGGCGUAGGAAAACCUUAAAUAGAGUGGAUGUAGCAGGUCUUGAGAAUUUAAAGGUGAACAUUUUGGAAUAGCAAUAAAUUUCAAUGAUAACUCUUAUCUAUUGAAGAAAGCACAAGGUUGAAAAGACAGUCUAAUGCUGGGAGAUGCACCAUGUUCAGUUUGACAAGCCUUAGUGUUUAUUUUUCCUGUGCUGACCAAGCUCUUAAAAAAUGAAAAAGUAGUUAAAUUCCAGUGGUUUGAUUGAAAUGAGCAGUAAAACUGAUCAAAUAAAGCAGCUCUGCUGAAGUCUUCUGUCAUUUCCCAGUAAGAUAUUCAGUAAGUCCAUUCAGAGCUCAACUUCUGCAGCUACAAAAACAGAACUGACCGAGAGCAAACAUUUAAAUUAGAUUUAAAGACAGAUUAGCGAGGAAAUUAAAGGUGGCACCAGAGUGAUUUCAUUGUCACCAUAAUUCUGCACAGCCGUCACUUUGCCAGUUUCUUCUUCACGCUGGCAAUUUGAGCAAUUUUUAUUAUUUUAUGUCAUUUCCUCUGGAACAACUCCCACUUUUGUGUGCCAAUUUGCUUGUAGAAUUAGAAGAAAUAACAGAGAAGGAAGAGAGGGGAGGGCAUAAUUUGAUUUCAGGGAACCAAGAAGAAGAGGAGAGAUAUUAUGCGAGUGUUGCUUUGUGCUGUAGUGAACUUUGAGGGACCCAGAGGCUCUUAGCUGUGUUGUGUGAGAUCACUCACCUUGGUUUUCAGAGGGCGAAGGAAACUCAUACCCACUGCUGCUGGCCAAGAGUAACAGCAGCAUCAGUCAGAGCUGAAAACUGAGAGCCAGUCUUCACUCCUAAAGCUAAUGGGGCGUUUAAACAAUCAGGCAAUCACAGCCUGCUGCACAGACUUCACUGGCCCUUAUGUUACUUUACACACCACACAGUUUCCAGUGACUGCACAGAGAAGCGGCUUGAAUAUCAAGAAUAUCAAAGACACUGGCCAGAGUCUAUUUUUUUUUUAGCCUUUCUUAUCUGGAACCGGGUCCUCACUGUAUUUUAAUAUUCCUCACUGAUUUACAGUUUGACACAUGAAUGGAAAUAGACCAAGCCAGUGACGGGCUAUUCUUUAUAGCUGGAUGGCUCCUUGUUUCCUCUGGUCCUGAAAGGAAGGAAAAACUGCUGACGAUGUCACCGUGACCUCUCUCACUGUCCCUCUAACCCCCCACCCCCACCCCCCCAUUCAUUUUCCCUGACAGGAAGUCAGGUUUACAAUGUCAAGCUGUUUCCUGAGAACCUUGUGGAGCUGAUAGCUGGGGAGGCCCUCACCCUGAACUGCACAGCGUUAGUGGAGUUCGACGCCGGAGUGAACAUCCAAUGGUCCUAUCCUGGUAAACAGGUAAACACAGACUGACUGACUGCAUGUUUGACAGAAACAAAAAGUGAAAUGUGGAAAAACUGAACAGUUUCUUCUCAUUAGACCAACAGUCAGGUGGACUUUAGGCCCUAUCGGGAAGCUCUGUCUCACGCCACAGAGGCAGCUAGCAUCCUGACCAUCCAUAGUGUAAACGUCACAGACACAGGCGCCUACAGCUGCAACGUGACCAGCAUGGAAACAACACUGACGCAACAAACUCAGGUCAUAGUUUAUGGUAAGCAGAGGCUCAGGAGAUCUCACAUUAGCUGCCUUGUCUUACACUUUGAUCUGUCAUUCACAACUUUGAAACAGAUUGAUAAAUUACCUUGAAUAAUCUGCUCUGAGCUACGAUAUGACAAAUGUAAAUAAGUGUCAUCUGCAGUAGGCUAAUCAGAACUUCAGCAAAAGACAUGAUCAAUGUUUCUGCGGUGAUGAGAGAGAUGACAUGUAAAGAAACAAACACACUCAGGAAUGUUCAUCACAGAACAGUAUUAAUGUGGAGCAACAUCCAUUUCGACAGUAUUUGUCAUAGAAAAACAAUUAAAAAAAUAUGUGAACUGACUGAAAUUUGGAGUAUAUUGACUUAAAGUUAUCUGUAGAUGAGAUAAGAAAAUAUGCUGCAAAAUCUAUGAAAUACUUGGUGCUGUGGGACUGAAGGGUGGGUCUGAUUCAGCCGACCCAAUUCAGUACAAAUACCACUGAGAUGUCUGAAACCACUCCUAGCAUACUUGGCUUUAACCUGGCCUUCAAAGGAAAAGCUGUAAUUUGAAAAUACUGUUUUGACAUUCAGCUGAGGAAUGAUUUCAUAAGUUUUGACUGCAGCUUUCUGAUCAUUUUAGGUCAGCAUUUGAAUCGACAGUAGCUUUUUUUUUUUUAAUGAAAGCUGACUUAUAGCCACCGCUCGCCUCCAAGAAGCCGUCUAUAAGGCUGUAAAACAAUGAACACUGUAAAGAUUUCUGGCAAAGAUUUCCUUUGGCUCGGGCUUUACUUAAGACUCAAUAUAUCUCAUUCCAGAAAAGCCAUUUAUCAGCCUCAACUACAGAAAUGGAGCAGUUGUGGAGGUAACUGCUGGUCAGAAACCUUUCAGAUUACAAGUAAAUGUGUCUGCAUUCCCCACACCUGAAACACAGUGGUAAGAUGAGACUCUCUGGUCUAUUUACUGAACAUAAUGAGUGAUUUUCACAGUGGAUAGAGGGAGCACUGCUCUACAACACCUGUAUGUGUGUGUGUUUGUUUGGGGUUAUGAACAGGUAUAAAGAUGGAAAGCCGAUAAACCAGCGACCUGAGUUCAAGAUGAAAAGGAUGAGGAUGCACUCUAACCACGAUCUGGAGAUUAAGGAGGUCUUUCAGGAGGAUUCUGGCCUUUACACUGUGGUGCUGAAGAACAGUUUGGCAGCCCUGGAGAGGAGGCUCAACAUCACUCUUGUUGUCAACGGUAACCAGUCUGUUUGUCUGUGUACCCUCAGUGGAGUUCAGCCAGAUAUUUUAAGUACAGUAAAAUCAGAGGAUGUGCUAUAAAUUUUAACACCUGCAGCAAAAUUCACAGGGUUUAUUAGUUUUCCAAGUAAGGACAAUAGAAGGGACACGCAGUCGCUGGAUGGCUUUGAUCAGUGUGUACACAAAAUGCUUUUGUACAAGAUUAAGUGUGGCUUGGAUUUAUGGUAGGGGAAAUAAAAGCCAGAACAUCAAAACCGAAAUGAGAAGAAUGAGUCCAACAUGUUAUUUUAAUCAAUAUAAUUAUUCAUGUAGCCUUUAAUCACACUAAAGUGUAUUUGAUUAUAAUAAUUAACUUUUUGGAGUUGUUCAGUUGUCUCAUUUUAUUCUGACUAAGUUUCCAUCACAGAUUUUGUGGCCAAAUUGUGCCCAGCUCAUGUUGUAGUUACCUUAGAUAACUAAGCCAGAUUUCAAAGAUGAACCUAAACUUUUCAUGUUGGUGGACAAAGAUUUUUGAAGUUAUUCUCUCUGUCCUGACCGACUGCCAACUACUCAACAGUGUCCUUUUCUGCCAAAUGAAAACAUAGUGAGAUACAUAUUGUGACUUCCAGAAUUAAAAACUGUGAUUAUAUACUAAGCUAUCGCUCCUCUUCCUCAGUUCCCCCUCAGAUCCACGAGAAAGAGGUGGCAGAUCCAUCCAGUCCUUACCCCAGUGGCAGCAGCCAGACUCUAACAUGCACCGCCUAUGGUCUCCCGGCUCCCACCGUCAGCUGGCAGUGGAGGGCUUGGGGUUCGUGCAUCCUUAACAACACUCGGAGCAGACUGUAAGGAAAACUGCCAUCCCAUCUACAGACUGUUACACUUAAAAGUGAUGUUUUUUGUGUGGGAGCCUUUGCUUAACAGUGUGGGAGCAGAAAAAAAAGUUUUAUCGAACGAGUGGGAAGCAGUGUGUGAAGUGUUUUGUGAGGCUGAAAUAGGAGGGAGAGGUCAGUGUGAAAUUAUCCACUUGCUCUGUCUGUAAAAGAGGAGACGAUGAUGAAGAAAGAGAUGCGGAGGUGGAUGAAAAGAGGAAGGAUUAAGAGGAAGGGGAGGAGAGCCAAACAGAGGGACAAGAAGACGAGAGAAGGAAUGAACGUCUGUUUGGUGUCCAACCCGCAAACUCCCACAUGUAGUGAUUUUGUUCUGUUUUUCUGCAGCUGGUCAGCCAUGCUUUCGCUCUCACACAGCGGUCUCAAAUACAUGAUACACACAUAGUAUACCCACUGAGACAUGCACAGAAACCACCUUGGUGUGUUCGAACCCAUCAGAGUGCUAUAUAUCAUGCAAACACUCACUCAAAUGCACACAUAAACUCAAGAGCACACUCUCAUAUUUAUUGCCAAGCAUUGCCCUGGGCCCUCCUCCUUUUCCGUGUUUCAGCUGAAUCCCACUGCACAGUAUAAUGGAUUCUCAGGAUGGUCAUUUACGAUAGAUUUCAGUUAUUUUCCUUUAUAAGCCCCCGGGUUGCGGCUGCUUCUCCUGCAUAUCCUCAUAAUAUCACCUGCCUCUAUCUUCCUCUAAGGCAUGAUUUUAGAGCUAUAGCUGUUCCCCUGACCUUUCUAUGUGGGCAGAAAACAUGGACACACAAAGCACCCAAACUGUUCCUAUAAGCAGAAGCACACUACAGCGGUAUAAUAAGCUCAACUUUUGCUCCAGCUGUCAGGUUCAUAUUCCGUCUCACACACAUCUCUUGUGACAUUUUAUUGGCACAGACCGAGCAACUGUUGUCUUGACCUUUUCACUUCAAUCAGAAUUGUGUUUUCAUUUUAUUUAUUAGAUGGUCAGACAUUAAGUGUAGGAAUAAUAAACCUGUCUUGGGUCACCAGAACUAUUUAGAUAUGUAGCACAAAUCACAUUUAAACCAUCUGCCUGUCAAAGUGACACUGAUUUCAGCAAAGUCUUGGAAAAACUUGACCCACCUCAUCCUCAGCUUGUGAGUUAAAUACUUGGAUUAUCAGAAGGGGAUUGUGUCACACAAAGGACUGUGUGGAAGUGUAAAGAUUUUGCUCCUUUUGCAGGACCAUUUGAGUAACUUUUUAGUGAAAUUAAUCUCUGUAACAUGCAGAUGAUUGUAAUAAUUGGCUUUUGUGACUAAGAAGACAAUUGAUAUCAUCAUCAGAUCUGUAUGUCUAUUAUGAAGUGAGGACCAGGACACAUGGCAUAAAGACUGGGGUCAUUGGGGGCAGAGUUUCUUUCCUGGAUUUACAAUCCUUCCCAAACACAACAUUACUUCCAAAUAUUUCUUGUUAUCUGUGCUAGGGUUAGCGAGGACAAUGCUCAAGCUCAAUGAACAUCCCUGACUUUUAAAGGUAAUGUGAAGGAAACUUAAGAGUAACAUCUGAGACACCACAAGUGGACAUCCCGUCCUGCUGUUCUCAUAUAUUUUGGUUAAUUUGGCCAUUGGAAGAAAAAAAGAUAUCAAAAAAAGAGAUGUAGGAUGAAUUGUAUAGAGGUAAUAUGUCUACAAGAAGAAGAAGAAGACUAGCUGGGAUUUUGAAACUCAAAACCCCACAUUUUCAUCAGGUAAUGUAUUAUAUGUAUUAUGUGGUGUCAUUGCUAAGUAAUUUUAGAGUCCAACCCCACUUUUUGCAAAAUGAAGUUCAGGAUUUCUGAGCUUCCAACAACAAUCUCUCUCAUGAGUGUGUGCGUGCGUGCGUGUACAAAAACUGAGAUGUAUAAACCUCAAGUUCUGGUUAAAUUUGUUCCUUUUUCCCGUUCCUUAUCCUGGGCUGAGCCAACCAUCUUGUUACUGUAGUUUUAAAUUCAUAGUUAAGAUAUGAAAGUGGGAUUUUGUCAUCCAAGAAUGUGGAUGAAUGUAUUAACCAUAUAAUGAGCUCUUCAUUUGUAAUUAGGGUGAAGAUUUUAUCGAGUAAAGGUGUUGAUAGACGGACGAAGACAUUGAUUAAAAUGUUCAACUCUGUGUGAAAAAGCAGAGGAUUAACCCAUGGGACCUAAUUUCACAGUAAUCUAUGAGAUAGUGCUGAGAUAUUUCAGUCUAGACCAGAUCAAUGGAUACAUAAGACUACAGCUCCUGUGGCCAUUCUGUCAGCAUGUUGUUAACAAAACUUGUGUAAGAUGGGAGCAAUUUAAAGUCAUGUCACCUUAAAUUCCCCAAGACAGAGGACACAGCCCAGACUCCUCAUAGAUAGCGGUGACAAUGUCAGGUGUUUCCCCCAAGGGACAAAAACAAAUGUAUAUGUAAAUGGAUAUUGGCAGUGGCAUUUUCCUAAUGGCCAUGACUAGGAGAUAAAGAUUUCCUGGAGGAAAUCACAGCCUGUUACUUCAUCCAAAUUUGAUCUUGGGGGAAACUGAUAUACAUGUUGUUGUUUUUUUCAUUCACAAUUUGUACGUGAAGCUCAGCUGUUUGUACACAGUUGCAGAAUAAAAUGAAACUGACCCUGAUUACCUUUAGCUAAUGUGGAAGAAUGCAGUUGUGCCUUAAGGAGAAAAUGCAAAACAAAAAAUCCAUUUCUUGUUCAUUAGUUCUGCUACAGUGUUCACACUAUGGAUCCUUAUAAUAGAAAUUGAUACCAUUGUUUUUCUAUUAGUUGCUGGGACACUAAGUAUAAUUGCCUCAGCUUUUGGGAGCUGAGCUGAUGUUCAGCUCUGAAAUGCAAAAUAGUGCGUGGAGACAAAAAUCUCAUAAAAACCUCAGGAUGUCUGGUUUGAUGUGCCUCUGGAUUCUUCCCCCACGGCUCCAUCUCUGCCAUGCAUGUCAAUGAGGAGAGAUGUCACGAACGCGUCUGUGUGUGUCUCCAGGGUUCGACGAGACAGGAAGGGCCGGAGUGACAGGAUCGCAGACUGUCAGAACUGGCAGGACAUUAACUUAGAGAACGGCGUGAAUGCAAUUGAGGCGAUCGAGAGAACAGUGGAAGUGGUUGACAGCCGACAAAAGGUAGAGUACAGUUAUCUGAUUAUGAUUGACACUCAACCUAAAAGUACACCUCUUCAUGAAUAAGUAAAUGUCUGAUCGUUAAGGAUGAUGUUAUUAUGUAAGAUGCCAUUUUUUGUUACAAAAAGAAAACAACAAUUAAAGUGAACCCAGAAGACAUUUAUGUAAGUGGACUUAUCUCUGAACUGUGAUGUUUUUAUGUAAGCGUCCCAAAUCCUGAGCUCCAUAACAAAAUUUGUCAAUCAUGAGCCAUUUCCACAGUAGAAAUAUUUAGAGCAGCCUUCCUCUGCAGACUUCCUGUGAGGACGGGUUAUAAACACAUCCACACAUACAUGCAAAGGGGGCACAUGUGCACAUACACAUGCCUGUUCAUUUAUAAACCACAACCAUUAGAGGAAAUGAUAAAAUGGGCACACACAUGUAUGCACACACAGAGUCCUGAUGUUUUUCUGUCACACCUGUAUGGGGUUGCCUCUUGUUCACCCGUCAGCACAAAAUCUGGUUUGUGUCAGCACAUGAAGACUAACAUGAAAGCAUACCACCUUUCCCAAAUCUGCAAGUUAUUUAAGUUCAUGAUUUAAAAUCAAAGUCUUUUUUUACUCUACAGAUUGUGAGCAGGCUGCAGAUUGGAAACGCCAGUGUUUCAGUUAUGUACAAGUGCUCUGCUGAAAACAAAGUUGGCAAAGAUGAACGACUGAUCCACUUCUAUGUGACCAGUAAGUAUCCCUGCUUAGAUUUAACAAUGGAUGCACCAAUCCAGAAUAUCAUAAUCAAUAUCAACUCUAUUGACAAAAUCUUCAAAAAUUGAGGUAAACAUUGUUGAAGUCAUCCAGCCCUUCUUUACAUCAGUUUUAAUAAGCAAAAUUUAAUUUCAAAAGGACCUUAAAUGUACCAUCUUUGACAUGAAAAACAAUUUAAUGAAAAAAAUAACUGCCUCAAAAGCUUCCUGAUUCUCUUUUGCGAUGACUGACUCAGCCAGAAUGCAUUUUUCAAUACUUUGACAGCCCAUCAAAAUGAAUGAAAACAUGAUGAUGAAUAUGAAAAUUACAUUAAACGCUCAAACCACCAGAACAGCAGCUAAAAAAAAAGCAUGUCAGAUAUAAUGAAUGAAUCAUCACAAAUAUUCAACAAAACAGCUCUUGAGUUUGUUUUUCCUUUCAAGUUUUAUCACUAAACCACACACUCAGCUAAAUUGGGGAUUCCUAGCUCGCCCACACCAAGUCCAUGCAAUAUAACAUUUUAAUAUGGCCACUAUCUGCCAUCAGUAAACAACAAUUCAUGUGCCUAUGGGCAGUUAGUCAUCCACAGGAUGAGUAUCCGCUGAUAAUAGCGGAUAAAUCCUACUUAGCAGAUAAAUUGAUGAUUCAACCUAAUGAUAAAAACACAUGGAGACAGUAGUGUUUAUGAACGACACCUGGUAUAUUUAGCAGCAACACAGAUCAUUUGAAAUUAAAGACAUUAAAAGACUUCUAGGAUCGCUCCUAGAGUGUGUCUACCUCCAACUGACAGGCUGCUACCAUGGUGACCCAUCAACCAGAAUACAAAUCUACCAAAGUGUCCUCUAAAUAUGAACAAAUCUAGCUCUAAAAUAGGUUUUGAUAGCAGAAAGAAUAACUUGAGACCUGAAAGCAGUUUUUCACAAACCAGUGGUUGACUUCACAAUGAAUACAUUUUUCAUACAGUCUAUGUUUGCACCCCAUCACACUGGAGGUGAAUAGAAUCUGCAGUACCUACAUCUCUGGAAAAGAACAUUGAAAAGAUUCAAAAGCAGCAUCACUUUCUGCCUGGGAGCGUGGACGGAUUAUUGAUUUGGCUUCUUAGACACAAGCUCAGGAGCAUCAGAUCAUUAUGCCAAAACCUCUUUUUAACAAAAAGUCACAGGGCUGGACAGAAAUGAAUCCUGACCCUUUUGGUGAAGAAUUAAUGAGUCAGUAUUUGUUCAGUAUUUUUUUUUACCCAACAAUAUUUUUAUCAGUUUUAUACAGAUUAUACAAAGGAAACACAUCACAAAAACCCUGUCUGCUGCUGGAUAUUCCUAUUACUGUGGUUAAAUAACAAACUCUGGAGCUAAAACAAAAAAAUAAUAAUAAUUUUAAAAAAAACUAAUUUGUGCUGGGAUUUGGGUUUUGUAGAUCUUGAAAUAUAUAAGAUGUUGAGGAAUACGAAUGAACUAUCAUACGUUAAGAGAAACACAAAUGUAGACAAGUCGCUGAGAAGUGAAAAAGUCCAUAAAAGAGAUAAGAAUUUAAAUUUUAUCAUUAUAAAACAUCACAGAUAUAUAUCUGAAAAAGAACAACAAGAAGAGGAGAGUGAUAAUUCAAAAUGAUGAGAGUUUCUGAAUGUGGUCCAGAAAAGGUCCCUGUUCAGUAUUUUUUAGAACAUCUGUAUAACUCAGAAGUUCACAAUAAAUGUUUGACAGCAGAGAAGCAGCAAAUUCAAACUUUAAAUAUUAAAUAUUAAUAUAUAUAUUAAUAUUUAAAUAUUUUCUUUUUUCUUUUCUUCUCCCUUUUUCCUUUUUCUAAAUAUUUUCUUAAUUAUUACACUUAUUUAAGUUCUUAAUAUUAGGAUCUUUAUUUUUAUAACUGCAUUUUUGCACUCUUUGUCUGUGAUGCUGCUGUGACAAAAAAAAAAAAAUUCCGCUAUGGGGGAUCAAUAAAGGAAUAUUCUAUUCUAUUCUAUUCUAUUCUAUUAGCAUUGUGAUAUUUAAUGCUGAUUUUGUAAUUCAUUGAAUAUCAAAGAUGUAUUGUGAUAUCUGUUGCACAAGCUGUGUCCUGUUAGACUACCUAACCCCCCUACCUGCCCUUCUUUGUAUCACCAAAGCCAUCCCUGAGGGGUUCAGCCUGGAUGUUAAGCCCUCGGAGAAUCCCCUGGAGCAGGAGAGAGUGUCUCUGAGCUGCAGCGCCGACAAUUACACCUAUGAGCAGCUGCAGUGGUACCGCCUCGACCCCCAGGCCCCGCAGGAUGAGCAGGGUAGGCAGGAUAGGCAGCAGGAGCCAGACUGCAGGAGCGUGCACCUCUUAGCACAUACCCUCGAUGGCCAGCUCUCUUUCCAGGAGCCCUCCAAUAGCUGGGUUCUGGACUUCACCAUCCCAUCCAUACAGCUGCAGGAUGAGGGUCGUUACGUCUGCGUGGCUCAGAACAGGCGGAGCGGGGAGAAACAGUGCCUGUUUAGGAACAUCUCUGUUAAAGGUGAGCAAUCAAACGGGUGAAAGCUGUAGACACAGACUUGUAUUCACAUCUCGUGUUGGUGAGAGGAGUCGCUUUAACAGCAGCUAAUUAUAGAGGAAAGCUCAGGCCUUUGGCAGCGGAAGUACACACAGGUCUCAAUAGGCAUGGAGGAGAUGCUGGAAGCUUAAAAAUACACACACUCACUGAGAAAGUGCCCACGCAGCCUGUUACCCACAUCCACUCGUAACACAGAGAGAAGCUGGUGUUUGCACAUUAUCAGUAUGUAGUGACACAAAACAGAGGUGAGAUGCUGCAGGGCUAAACACACAAACAAAUCCAUACUUCAUUCAUGUCGUGUGCGGUAACCAUCUAUUACUACCUGCUGGAUGGAUGUUCAAUGUAAUAGGAUUUUUUAGCCUUUUGCCCUUUUUUCAGGGGCAGGAGACCCUUCAGUGAAAACAGUGAACACAAAUGUGGGCAAUAACAGUGAAUUCCCUCUCCUCCCUCUGUAUUUUGGUCUCUCUCCUUCUCCGUAGCCCUGGAGGCACCACGGUACAGACGCAGCCUCACCAACCAGACGGUGAAUGUGACCGAGUCCCUUCGGAUGGAGUGCGAUGCAGAGGGCAGACCCCUGCCCAGCCUCUCUUGGUUCAAAGACAACCAGCCUCUACACCAAAUGUCAGGUGGGUGAACACAACCCACACAGCGUUUACACAACAGUGCAGCCGCCCCCUUACCACACAUACAAACAACACAUCCAACAAGAGCUCCUCAGGAAGUUUGCCACCUCAGCUCGACACACUUGUUUACAUUCAUAAACCAGUGUUAAAUAUGUUCAUCAUCUCUGCUUAUAUUCACUGCCAGAACUGCAGCAGAUGUAUAGCCAUUUCUUACACUUUUGUCCUCAAGCUGUUCAACUUCUGUUACUGUUUCUUUUCAGUUUUGCUCUUGGUAUUCAGUUUUUUGUCUUUAUUUGAAAAAUUUGGAGCAGUCUGACACUAAAGAUGCCCAUAGGAUUUAUCUUUGUCUAAUAUUUUAAAUUUCACUCUAGGUUAUCAAAUAUAAACAAUAAGCUUUGUUCAAAGUCCUUUUCCCCUUCUUUUGGAUGAGGUUGUACUUUGUUUCGUGAUGAAAGGUUGACCUGCCAUCCAAAGGGCACACAGGCCAAGAUAUACAACCACCCACACGCAUGUACUGUUGAACAAAUAUGUCAAACAGAAACAGUGUCACACAUGUGUCAGUCACACAUACACACACACAAACAAACACACACAUACACAUUACACCCUACGGCUAAUGGACUCGGCUCAUUACCUUUCUCUGCAGCUUCUCUUUACAUCUGAAGAAAAAGAGGAGGGGGAGAAGGGGUGGUCAAUAUGGGUCUGAAUGACAGCUGAUGCUUAGGGUUCACUCAGAGAGGCUGCUGAGACAUGUGGCUACUGCUGCUGCUGCUGCUGGACAGGGUGAUGGGAUCAAAAAUAAACACUAUUGAUUAGAGUCCAGAGAUGUGACAAGAAUUCAAGAAAGUUAUUAAAACUGUAUUUGAUUUUCUGAGAGUUAAAUUAGGGUUGAGGUGCAGCAUUGUGUUUGUGUGUGUGUCUGGAUGUGUGACUCUAAUCCUUGUUGGUUCCUCACAGGGAUCCAGCUGCAAGAUUCAAACCGCACGCUGAGUAUCCAGCGGGUUAGGGAGGAGGACGCCGGGCUCUACACCUGCACAGCCUGCAACCAGCGUGGCUGUGUCAACUCCUCGGCUGCAGUUAAGGUCAUCGGUGAGACAGUCUCUCUCACACACACACACAAGCACAAGCACACACAUGCAGAAACAGACUUGUCAAGAUACCACCUGUAUCCACUCAUACACUCUCCCAGCUGACAUGCUGUCUUUAAAGCACUCAGGCCUGAAAUCCCUCUCAUCCUUGAGUUUGAAUUUCCACACGCAGGCGUUGGUUUUGGUGGUUCACCUCUCACACUUCCACUGCAGCUGUAGAUUUAGAGCCUUUUGUUCUGAACAGCUCUUGAGAUUAACAUUGAAGUUAUUAACUGCUGGGAUAUCGUAUAGUCAGAAUGAAGGAUUGAAUCUGUCUGAUGGAAAUGUGCAUGAUGAAUGACUGAAUGGAUUAAAUGGCUGUUUUAGCACAUUUAUGAAAAGCGAGAGAUUUGAUGCAAGGAGCCAGUUAGCAAACUGAGAUGAUACUUUGUAAUACAGCACCCCCUACAGAGUGAAAAGAGUCAUGUUAUGACAGAGGGACAAAAUACAGGAAACUUUUCAGGUACUUGGUAUUCACAUUUGCAUCUUAAAAUGAUUUUCUCUCUUUGUUUCUUUUUCUCUGCCAAGGUUCGAGUGACAAGGCCAGUGUGGAGAUAGUAAUCCUCAUUGGGACAGGAGUCAUCGCUGUUUUCUUCUGGGCCUUACUCAUCCUCAUUUUCUGCAAUGUGAAAAGGGUCAGAGGGCGCCGCCUUUCUCUGUGUGUCUGUGUGUUUGUGAGAGAAACUGACAGACUGUGACGGAGACACUUUAACCUCUGACACCCACCAUGUCUGUCUGAGUUUCAGCACGGCUUGUUUGAUCUUUGAGAGUCUGUGAUUUUUUCCUCUGAUAUGCGUCUGCCAGGAGUAAGUCUAAUUAGCGGUGGCACCACUAUUAGGCCAAUCAACAAGGACGUCUGUAAUGAGGCUGAAACCACUUUUAUCUCUCCUCACUUGGGCUCGUAUUCACUCUGUUGCUGAGCAGCAGCUCACAGUGUGAGGAUGGCUUUGACAAAAUCAGAAAGACAUGGCUCUUCUUGCUUUUGACACUGUUAAAGCAUCCUCAUCUUUUUGGCCUCACAACUAUCAAUAAAAAAAAAAAAGUCACCAAAAAUGUAAAAUGGGAAAAAAAGAUUAUGUGAAUAUCAGAAGUGACUCACACUGUUGGGCAGUUAUACCACAUCAACUCCUCUCAUCAUAAAAACUCUGUAAAAGCAGCAGGGAGGAGAGUCCAAGUUUGAAUUCUGAAUUAAAUGAUUUUCUGUUAAAAAUCCAACAGAGCCAAUGAACAACAAAGAGUCCCGCCCACACAUACGAUCGGCUGAUUUGAAAACAAAAAUCGGACACAUCAGACAAGAUAACAUUUUACAGAUAUUAUUCACAUUUGAAAGAAGUACUUUAUAAUUUAGUAACUUGUGAAGUCGGGUAUGAUGUGUCAAGUUUUAUCUUUUCUUGUCUAUGAUACCUGUUGUAUCCUCUGUUAUCUAAAAUAUUACUUCAGGUAGAACUUCACAUAACAUACAUAUGCGUUUGAAUUGAUACAUAACUAAAAAUGCUUAAUUGAGGAUGUGGUUAUAAGCAGAGAAGAGGAAGUUAAGAAACCAAGCAGGGAUCUAUUGAAUCUUUGUUUGUAUUUUUGUUGCAAGACUUCAACUUUAAGAUGCUACAUCAUGGUGCAUCUAUGAAGAAUAAUAUCUGCUGUAAAGUAUGAUAGGAAAUGAUCACACAAACUAAGAAGUCUGUUUUGUCCUUCCCGAGAAUCAUGUCAGUGUUUCAUAAAAUAACUUACUGUAGGGAAAGAGUAAGGUCAAAUGUUAAACUUUUUUCCUGAGAGUGUCUCAGCCGACAAACUAGAAAAGAAAAAAAAACAGUUUGAUUGCACUCAGUAGAGAAAAAUACUGUAUAUAAAGUCUAAUUGGAACAGAAAGGCUGAGUGUGACUUAUUAUGUUGAACAGGUUUUGUUGUCUCUUGAACGGUUAAGAGUCCUUGAACUCUCGAAUGCUGUCUCUGUGGCUGAUGUGAGAUCUUUUAUUUACUCUACAGUAUUUUUAUUCAGGUCAUUUUCGUGUUGUUGCCAGCUGUCUCUUUCUUUUUUUACCGUGUUCACUCCUACACCUCCUCUUCUUAUUGAACCUCUCUGUCUUUUUGAACUUCAGGUUAAUCCUGCAGACAUAAAGACCGGCUAUUUGUCGAUCAUCAUGGAUCCAGGAGAGGUUCCUCUAGAUGAGCAGUGUGAAUAUUUGCCUUAUGACUCUUCUCAAUGGGAGAUCCCCCGAGACAAAUUAAGACUGGGUGAGCAUUUGGUAUUGGUAGGAAUAAAUAGUGAUGAUGGAUGAUGGAUAAAUGAGUCAAUGGGAGUGAAGAGGAGUUGGAGGAUGUAUCUACAGGAGAGGAUGAGAGCAAAUAGAUGGAUGAAACUGAAUUAGCUUUCCAUUUUGAGAAUGCUUAAUGGCAGAAGUUUGGAUCGCAGCCAGCUGGGCAGAGAGCUGCCUAGUAAAGUGCUAAUGUUUAAAAUGUGCUCGUUCUCAGCAUGGCUUUCUAAAACCGCCCUGAGGUAAAGCAUCUGUUCCACCACAGCAAGUGAAGGGAAACAUGUUGUUUUCCAAAGGCUGAAAAUUGAGAGUCUAAUGCCUCCCCCCCGACUAUGUGGGGGCCAGAUGCAUUUACAUUUUGCAACCACAAGUGUUUGUGUAGUCCAGUGGGACUAAAGCCAAGCCUGCAGGGAUCGAUGAGAGUAAAUAUCCUGUCUCUCCUCUGAUGUAGGGAAGGUUUUAGGCCAUGGUGCCUUUGGAAAAGUGAUGGAGGCUUCAAUCUACGGCAUCAGCAAGAGCAGCAGUUUGGACACAGUGGCUGUUAAGAUGUUAAAGGGUAAGACCCAAUAUCAUGUAUGCGUUUAAUCUGUCAGUAAAAGAAAAAGUGAUUAAAAAAACACACUAAGGAGCAACUGAUAGACAAGCUUGGAGAAGUUUAUUGGAAUUUCUUGGAAACAUGAUUUAUUCUUGAAGUUUACAGUAAACUCACAAGUUUGAUAUAUGUUUUUAUAAUUUUCACUUUACAUAUGAUUUUGUAGAUGGAGCUACAGCCAGCGAGCAUAAGGCCUUGAUGUCAGAAUUAAAGAUCCUGAUCCACAUUGGGAAUCACCUGAAUGUGGUGAACCUGAUAGGAGCCUGCACAAAACCCAAUGGUGAGAAAUUCCUUCAUUCAUUCAUUCAUUCUUCUGUUAUUAUUAUGGUAUGGUAUGGUAUGGUAUGGUAUGGUUUGGUAUGGUAUGGGUCAUCAGUGAUGGUGGGAGGCCCACAGCUGCUUGUGACGUGUGCUGCUGACCUCUUGGCCAGGUCACCCUUGGAAAAGAGAUCUCGAUCUCAAUGGGUUUCUUACCUGGUUGAAUACAAGUUCAAUAAAAAUGUUUAUGUAUCAUAGAAUUGUAGAUGGUAGGGGAGAGUGGGGUAAGAUGAGCCAUUUUUCAUAUUUCAGAUCACUACAUCAAGUCAAUCGUAGUUUUGUCUCUAACUAGUGUAUCUGCAUAUAUUUCAAGAUGUUGUGCAUCUAUGCAAAUCAACAGAAUGAGUCUAAACAGAACCGUCUUGAUCAUACAGCAUGCCAAAAAAAAGUGGUCUCCUAUGGUCAACUUACCCCUUGUAUGGGGUAAGUUGACCAUAGGAUCGGGGUAAGUUGAGUCGUAUCCAAGCUAAAAUGGUGGACUUUUAUGUUAGGUUUUGGACCUCAUGUUGUAGCUCAUAGAUACCACAGUUGAUGUAAAAAACAAAUUUAAAAUGAUCUUUUUUGGUCUGAACACAAUUCUAAUAAAACUUAUGACAGACUAAAUUCACUUUCAAGAGUGAAAAAUGUUUUUCUGGAAAUAAAUGUCUAACCCCUUCAACCAUGUGCUUCUAACCUUCACAGACUCCAUGAAUUGAUGCCCAUCUCCUAAAUAUUUGGUCACAUGAUCAAUUUCUUUUACCAUUACCAAGCAACAGGGGGUGGCUCAACUUACCCCACUCUUCUCUAUAUGUGAAUUGAACAUAUAUUUAAUAAUGAUUUAAUACUGCUAUCAAGGUGACAAUUUAGUUGAGGUGGAGAGUUUGCUGUCCACUUAAACUGUAGAUAGUUUUGUCUGCAUGCUUUCGUGUGCAGACAGAUGUUUGAAAUAAAACUGAGUGGUGCUAACUCGUUUGCUUUCCUAAAGGGGCAAUUAAAAGGCUAUGAAGCAGUGGUAUAAAAAAGAACAGAAGUAGCAUAGAAAAAGAGGUAUAGUAUGAAAAUACAAAUAACUAUGAAAAUGAAUAUACAACAGAGCUGUGAUGGAGAAGUAAAAUGAUUCUAGUCCAAAUCAGAUUACGUAGCUAAUAUCACUCACACUAAAAUGAACAUUUCCUGUAGGAGUGAAGUAAAAUCAGGAUCUCAUGAAUCAGCAUUGUACCUGAUGAGAUUCCUUAUCUUUGCUUGGUCAGACUCUGUGACAUUUUCUUUGACAUCAUUUUUUAAACACCAUCAUAAAUCUCAGACUGUGUUCUGUGAAGUGUUCUCUCCCUGCACCGUCUGCAGUUUCAUAUCUGUUUUGAUUGCAGCCUUCUGUUUUUGUGUCAAUAACCCUCUUGUCUUUGUUUUCAUUUUGUCUGGUUUUCCCGCCACGAACAAAUCGAUGUCAGAUAAACCCAACUUCUGUCUGCACAUUGAUAUGAUUACACUUAGCCUGCCAGUAUCUGUGUUUGAAGCUGCUCUCCUGCUUCGCUUUGGUCCUCAUAGCAACAGUCUGCAGGCUGUUAUUUUGGGAGGGUUCAUGUCUGGUUGUUUUGCUUGCUUCUUUCUUAGAUUUGAGACUGUGGUGUAUUUAUUUAUUAAAGGUGAAGUAUCAGAUGUUUUUUUAGCCCCUGCAGCUUUCAGAGAUUUCAUACAGCACAUCAGCAGAGGAAGUGAAGCAGCUGCCUCCCCUUUCCUUCGACACCCCUGAUUUAUUAUCCAUAGAUCAAUUUGACCCGUGGAGCACAUUUUUUAAGGACAAGCAUCUGACUGUGUUUACGCUCAACAAAAGCUGUAAUUUCACCCUGCUGCUAAACUCAGGAAGGAAAUGCUCAAAGAAUGUGGUCUCUCAUUAUUUUCAAUAUGUUGUUGCAUAAAUGAGCUCUCAAACAUGAGGCAAAACUUUCUUUUUUUGACUGACAGAGUAAAGAUUGAAGACCGUGUGACGUUUGGAGUUUUUUUUCCCACUUACAGUAAUGAUGGAAAAAAAACAGCUCAAUGAUCUGUCUGUGUCUGCAGGUCCGCUGAUGGUUAUAGUCGAGUACUGCAAGUAUGGGAACCUGUCCAACUUUCUGCGAGCCAAGAGAGAGUUCUUCCUCCCGUACAGGGUAUCUGACACUUAAGUGAAACAGUUUUCAUUAAAUUAAUGCAGCUGAAUCCUUGGAGAGAACCUCCUUAAAUUUUCGCUUCCUUAAAUCUCCUACAUCUACGGCGCUCUGGCACAUCUGCUUUUUAACUCCCUGCUGAUAUUGAUUUGGAAUUGUUCCCCUUCACAGGACCGCUCUCCUAAAACUCAGAGCCAAGUGAGACGGAUGAUUGAGGCGGGUCAAAUGGACCAAAGAGCUCGCCAUCAGCCUUCGCCUUCCUCCUCUCACAGCAUCAAUCCUCAGACUGCCUCUAAAACUCCCAGCCAGACUCCGGUGGUGGAGAAAAGUGAGUCUGUUUUAAUUAAAGAGAGAGUUGCUUUUUUCCCCGACUAGUUACAGCUCAUUAACUUCCUUUCUCUUCAUGACUGCCCUCCUCAUCUUCCUCCUCCUCUUCUCUCUGUAGUGGAGGACUUGUGGAAGACUCCUCUUACAAUAGAAGAUCUAAUUUGCUACAGCUUCCAGGUGGCUCGUGGGAUGGAGUUCCUGGCCUCUAGAAAGGUUAAUUGUCUGCAUUACAAAGAUAAUCAGUGACUGAGCAUAGCAGGAUAUCACCAUGGGUUGUUUCAGAGGCUGCAGUUGUCAUCACUUCAGAAUGCAAUGCUGUUAAUUAUUUAUUGCAUCAGCAUAAACCUGAGCCGUGCAACAAUGACGCACCGCAUACUAACACUGAGCAGGUAUUAACUUAUUUAUUUAUGAACACUUCUUCCACAGUGCAGUGUAAUUGUUUGUAGCAUACCAAAACAAUCCUCUUGAUUGUUUUAGAUGCAUAACAUGCUCUACUUUCUGUGAGUACUUAAUAUUAAUAUAAAAGUUGUUCUUGUUAAACAAUAACUAUAAACUCUAAUAAUUGAGAUUAAGCGCAGGGCUGGAUUUAUGAUACAUCCUGAAACAACUCGGUGUGACAUAGAAUAAAGUUUAAAAAAAAGUAAAUAUAGUAAAAAGAUAUAGUCAAAUAAUUAAUAAAGUUCUUCUUUUCUUACUACAAAGGUUCUGAAUUCAGCUUGCUUAAGUUUUUCGCUGGUUAUAAAAGAAAAAUAAAGUGACUGUGAUGCCUCUUUGUGAUUGUCAUUAACAUGAUGGAGAGUUUCUACACUAUAAUUUUAAAUGUGUCUCAUCUGUCCAAAUUAUUCACAACAACAUGGAAAGUAAAAAAAAGUAGUAAUGAUAAUGAGACUUUUGAAAAACAUUGGCUCAAACUUGUUUGGAAAAAAUAAAUGGAACUGAAAUUGAAAUAUCGUGUUGGACGAGAAUUUCUGUGUAAUAAAAAAUGUCAACAAUUCAAAAAAGAAUUACUUUUAAAUAAAUCAAAAUGACAUGUUCAAUUAAAAAAACAAUCAAACAGCAGGGAUAAACUGGCUGGUACGCUGAAGUAUAAUGAAAUGAAAAGGGGAAUGGACCAAAGCAGCUAGAACUGAAAAUAAAUACUGACAAACUAAAAAGUUCAAAUGACGUUUUUGACUGUCAGGCUCUGAAUUAGUCUUUCAAAACAGUGUUUACUGCCGGUGUGUUCAGCUGACAGCUUAGCAGGAGAUGUCAGAUCUCCUGCUGUCAAUCCACAGUGCACAGUUCAGCCAAGACAUAGUCCAGUCCCUUAUUUUUAAAUUGGCAAAGAGACACAGAAACCUACACACGUCUGCGCAUACACAAGUUAAAGCAGUACAUCAUUUAAAUGUAAAGUUGCCUUUAAUCUCCUCCAAAUGUGGUAAUCAUAGUAAACAAAUGAGAAGCAAUGCAUGCUAACAGUCUUAUAACACACAUGUACACACACCUGUCUGCAGUGCUGUGAUAUAUGAUGUGUGUUUGUGUGGUUGUGUGCGUCCACAGUGUAUCCACAGAGACCUGGCAGCCCGCAACAUUCUCCUGUCAGAGAACAACAUUGUGAAGAUCUGUGACUUCGGUCUGGCGAGAGACAUAUACAAAGACCCCGACUACGUCAGGAAAGGCAAUGUACGGCACUCAUGAAUGCUUUGUGCCUCCAGCUUUGCUACCCACCCCUCUGUUUUGUUUUGUUUUUUUUGACUGUGGGAGGACAUUAAACCCCUUUUUUAGUGUUUGUUCAACCACCCACACAGUGUUUCACCUUUACAGCAGGUGUCAUUUGUGUAUAUGAGACUAGCUUGUUCUGUUUGUCUGAUGUUUUAAUGUUCUCCUCCAGGCUCGUCUGCCUCUGAAGUGGAUGGCUCCAGAGAGCAUCUUUGACAAAGUUUACACCAGCCAGAGUGACGUCUGGUCUUUUGGAGUUCUUCUCUGGGAAAUCUUCUCACUUGGUAAAAACCAACACUGUCAUAACACACGCAUUUCAUCUUUUACGAGGUGUCCAGAGUGUAAGUAUCAAGGGAACAGAGUUUUAGUCAAAUUGCCUGCAGUAGCCGUGGAGCAUGUGUUUUGUAGACGCAACAAUUGAUCUGUGUUUCUUCACAGAGCUCUUUUACAGGAAGAGUAAAUCCUCAUCGCUGGGAUCCAGACAUAGCGGCCAUUCUGAACAUGUCACUGAAUAGUUCAUCCUUCUUUGUGCUUCUCCAGGUGCAUCUCCCUACCCGGGGGUUCAGAUUGAUGAAGAGUUUUGCAAACGGUUGAAAGAUGGUGUCAGGAUGAGAGCCCCAGAGACUGCUUCACCUGAAAUGUAAGAAAAAGUCCUGUAAAUCAGUUUAUCAUACUCAGGUAGCUCUUCAAACUGAUUUUUUGUUGACAUAUUAGCCCUGUUGUCCUGAGUUUCAUGAUUUAAAUCAACAAAGUUCAAGUGCAUUUAAGUAUCUUCAGUAUUUUCAGUAUUUAAGUACUCAAACUCCGUCCAAAAGGCUAAUGUCCCCAGUGUGUGCUUUGUUGUGAUGUUACUGCCCUCUGCUGACAGAUACGGCAUCAUGCUGGCCUGCUGGCAGGGUGAGCCUAAAGAGCGUCCAACAUUCCCAGCUCUGGUUCAGAUCCUUGGAGACUUGCUGCAGGACAACAGUCUACCUGUAAGUUUUGUGCCUCGAGUUGUUUUUUAGUUUGUUUAGAGAGAGUUUCAGGGCGUAACAUCAUCUUCAACAAAUUUCUUUCAGGAUGGUAAAGACUAUGUCCCUCUAAACUCCUCACAGAGUUCAGAGGAUGAUGGUUUCUCACAGGUCUCGUCACGGCCUCCAUCUGAAGAGGAGCUGAGAAUGGCCUUCAACUCUCUGCCCAACAGGUAUUCAAGCAUGCUGUUGUCUUUUAAGCACCUGUUAUAGAAAACAACCCUGAGAAAUCCCCACAGCCAAUCACAGACUGAAGAAGCCUGAUGUACUGUGUAUCAAGCUUUUACCGCACUGUUUUCCUGGAUGACGUGUCUUAAUUAGCCUGAACACACUCAGCAGCCAACUGCAUAUACACUACCCUGCUUCUGUAAAUACUCACCACCCUAAAGCUGACAACAGUCCCCAAAGUUUUUGAUAAACUCCGACAGUGGUUGUGUUUUCUCAGAACAACAGUGCCUUGUCCUUUAAAGAGGAAAAACAUGUUCACUACCUAGACCACCUCCUGGUAUUUGUAUUCACCAGAAGGGUUUCUCAAGUAUAAACCGGAUCAUCUGUCUGUUCUUCAGCAGGUAUUAUAACUGCGUGCCCUUUGCCGGCUGUGUGUUGGUGGGACCCUCUAAAGUGUGCCAGCCCAGAGUGAAGACAUUUGAAGAAUUGCCCGUGGAGAUGCACCAACAGAAAGCUCCUCAGGUAAGCUCUUUAUCUGCGCAUCAGAUGCUGACAAUGUGAGCCAGCGGGUGACAUUUGGCAAACAGCAUUCCACUUCAGCAAUUUUCUCCUCAGAUAAUUACCAGAAAUAGUUGCUGCUGUCAGGAAGGGGGCAUAGCAGAGCGGUCCGUUAAAGGUGUUUUAUUCACAUGAUGUCCAACCGUGUCACCCAGCAGGACAACCAGACAGACAGCGGGAUGGUGCUGGCCUCUGAAGAAUUUGAGAGGAUCGAACACGAGCACGGGGGAGCUGCCUCAAAAAGGUUAACCUUAUACUGUAAAAGCUGAGGUCCUCGUUUCUGUCUGAUAAUGAAGGCUGCACUCGGGAGAGGUGCAGCCAGGGCAGAGAUAUCUGUCUGUCGUCAUUGAAAAUGUUUUAAAGUCAACACGAGGAAACUGUCACUCCAUUUUAAUAACAUUAUUAUGUAUUUAUACAACUCAGCUCCUCAUUGGCUGUUGUUGAGUGAAGCAGCAGGAUAUUUACAAAGAAGUAAGCAUCGACAGAGUCAUCUGAACCCAUGGUAAACAUUUAGUUUAGCAAUUAAUGAGAAUUACACUAAAAGCUCUCAGCCCACAUGGAUAAAACAAUGUUGCUUCUCGGAGAAAAGUUAUCAAGUAACUUCAUCCAUCUCACAGCAAAGUGUAGGAGGGACUGGUUAGAGUAUAAAUGCUCUGAGCCUGCGGGGCCAGUCAAGAGGAAAUUUGAACAACCUCUUGAAACCUACUGCCUAAUCAACAUCCUUAGAAGGAAGUUGGCUUAGAGUUUUAAGUAGCAGUGGGCCUGGGGAGUCAACUCUACCAGCAGUUCAACUAGAGGAAUAAACAGGUCUGUGAAUGAAAAGAUGAUGAACAGAAAGAGUUCAACAGAGACAAGGAUAAAAUACAAACGGGAGGUCAAAGAUUUGCGGCGAGGCUGAAAGGUCAAGAAGCUUAUGUGUAUUUGAGAGUUGUGUUCAUGGUAGUUUCCAUGGUAACACAUUGUAGCCUUGUUACUUUUGCCAUGUGGAUGUAAUGUCUUUUGUCUUCAUUACGAGUGGAUUUUAUUCAUCUUAUCAGCAGAGACAGUGAGAAACAGAACUUGAUAAACUGAAACCUGUAAACGAGUGUUAUUCCCAUAUUAACGUUCUUCUACCUACCUCUUCAUAGAUACUCUUGCUAUAACUUCAUCUGCUGUCUUUUCAGUUUCACAGUAUUUGGUAUAAAAACUGACAUCUGUAUGGUUUCUCCACAGUCGUAUAGGCAGCAGCAGCAGCACAGAGCCUCUCACGGCCUCCCAUGGUUCCCUGGGUCGAAGCAGUGAUGUCAUCACCUCCAGACACCGCCCCCACUUCUUCAGCCAGCUGUCAGGUCAAACUUUCUAUAACAACGAGUACGGACACCUGUCCGAGGAGGGCUUCUGUGACUUCUUCUUCUCACCCGACGCCCCCUGCCUGGCCUCCUCCAACGUGUAAUCUCACCAAAAAUGCAGCACAAGAAAGAGGGAGGGUCGAAAAAGGCGUACUGCUGAGGUCAAGGGAGAUGUGUUGAUGUUCGGUAACACCAUCAUUGAUGUAUAACUAACCACUUAUACCAAAAGAUCAAGUUAUGACCUGAGCUGACCUCUUUUAUUCCAAAGUCCAGCUGUUCUCCUCCCCUUUGCUGCCCCAAAAAACAGACUUGAGCGAUACGUGCCUGAAGUUCCUCAAAGAAGCCACUGGGUGGCAGCAUUAUGUCAGUAUUUUCUACUCACACCUUAAUAUUUUUAUCUUUUAUAUACAGAGUAUUUUUCUUGUAUUUGUACAAACUAUGAUUCAUAUGUGAAAAAAUAAAGAAAUUUAUCUAGCUGUC
Messenger RNA from Xyrichtys novacula (pearly razorfish), 51775 nucleotides. The record is from the annotation of a GenBank genome assembly. NCBI's taxonomy places the organism in Eukaryota, Metazoa, Chordata, Actinopteri, Labriformes, Labridae.